Messenger RNA from Porites lobata, 46448 nucleotides. The record is from the annotation of a GenBank genome assembly. NCBI's taxonomy places the organism in Eukaryota, Metazoa, Cnidaria, Anthozoa, Scleractinia, Poritidae.
AUGAAGAAAACACCGCUGCCAUCUAGACCGACAAGUUUUUCGGGUCAAAACAAAAGAAAACAUGACAUUGUCAAGGUAGGUGUAGUAUACUGUUUCAAAAAGACUUCUUCUUUGUCUCAAAAUAUCAACUUCCAAAUUUUGAUCCUAAGCUGUUUAGAUACACUGUAUAAUGGGCUAUUGCAUUUAAUAUCCGUACCCUCCGGCUGAGGACUUACCUGUUCUUCUUACUCUUGAAGGUAAUUUCCGUAAAAUUGCAUUCACCCCUGAACACCCCUGAAGCGGCAGGGGUAUUUGCAGAACGCUGAAUGCCGAACGCCGAAUGACCCUGAAGUUUGGUGAUUAGGGUCAGGAAACUGAGUCAAUCAAGUUCCAGAUCAGUUUUCCCAGUGUAACGAAACUAAAUGGAACCUGUUUCACUCAUUUUCUUAACCCUAAUUAAUCACUGAACUUAGUGAUUAGGGUUAAGAAACUGGGUGAAUUAAGUUUCAGGUCUGUUUUCCCAGUUAAAUGACCCAAAAUGGAAUCUAAUUCACUAACUUUCCCAACCCCAUCACUAAACUCAGAGUUGUUCAGCAUUCUGCAUUUGGCAUUCAGUGUUCUGCAAAUUAAAAUAGCCCAGUCGUCCCUGAAGACCCUGAAGACUUCCAUAAAAUAUGGGUCUAGCCCAAAGAAUAUGGGAUUACCCUGAAAGAAUUUUGUUCUCAACUGAAGUCUUGUUCAUUUUUGUGCCAGCAGGUGUCAUAUCCAGCACCUAACAUGAUAAGUUUACAUCAUUGUUGAGAGGCCCUGGGGCCUGCUCCCCCUUUCACGGUUCUGCAUUUUAAGAAGAAAGUUGUCCCACACACUAGGGAGAUUUUACUUUCCCCCAUGUCUUUCAUCAUCUUUUCUAAUGUAAAUACAUUUAUGUAUCUCAAGUCCAGGAAUGCAGGAUCUCUGGGAAGUGCUACUCAAGAGUUGAGACAAGUUUCCUCCAGAAAUGCUAGUGUUUCUAGUGCACUGUCAUCUCCAGAGACAGAGACACAGACAGGUGUGAAGGAGAGACAGUUACAAAAAUGUCAUCUUGAGUUGCAAGUAAGGAAUACUUUCUUCUCACAGACCUGACAAGUUUAGUUUAAAUGAUACAUAUUGGAUCUGAUCUCGUUUAAACCUGUCUGCAGCAUGCACAGGGAAUACUCCCCUUGAAUUUUCUAGUGUAUAAAACAAAAGUGACUAUUCCUGAUAAAUUACGUGGUAUGCCAAUCAAAACCAUUUAGUAAAAUAAUGUUCAAGUAAAAUUAAUGUUAGUAAAUCAACUUUAUUUCUUAAGUGUUGCACAGAAACCUUGAGAAUCCAGAGAGCCGAAACUCUUGAAGCAGGGUGAAAUAAUUUUAUCUACAUUUAAGCAUCAAGAUUGACACCAUGUGACAGAGUUUUAAGCUGACAAACAGCAUAUACAGGAUGUCCCAAAAGUCCGUUCCUCCUAUUUACAUGCCACAUAACUUUUGAUCGAAACUACACUUCUGCAUGAAAUUUCCUAAGAUGUUUGUAGUGAUCCCAAGAGUAAUAAACUAUCCAAACAAACAGAUUUAACUCAACCAAUUUCAUUGCAAACGUAACAUGGCCGCCACUAUCAAAAGCACAUGGUUUUUCCUAUCCCAGCAUACUUAGCAGCCUAAUACAUUGCAUCUCUCCUUUCCUCAGAAAAAUGCUCCUUUACAUGAAAAAAGAAAUCUCCACUAAUAAUAAAGUCAACUAUACAAACGAUAAAGUGUCCUCUUCUAAAAUACGCAAACAGAAACUUAAAUGUUCAAACUGUAUAUAGUUCUGAAGGGAGAAUCAGUGUUCAUUUUCCCCAAAGAAAAUUAGCAACAAAGUCUCUUAAUCUCUCUGGCAAUCUCCUUGUCCUCUGGGGUCUCAAGUUCCUUGAUGGCUCUGGUGCUGCUCCAACAUUCUCCUGCAGAUCAGGGCACUCCCCUCUAUCCAGCAGCCCAGCAUUCGAUUCUGGUACGGUUGGUUUGUAAGGUGAUGGCACAGGGUCUAAUUCCUUCUGAGGUGUGAGGGGUGUUGACACAGAGUCUGACCCUUGUUGGGGUGUGGGAUCUCCCUCUCUAAUGUAUUGCUUCACAUGACUUGUGUUUCUGGAGUACUGGUUCCCUGUUGGACUCUCUACUACGAGGCUGUUUCCGGUCUUGCUGAUGACCUUACAGGGGUUUGGGUUGAAUGCUGUGCUGAGUUUGUUAGUCUUGUCUUGUUGGACAAGAACUUCAUCACCCAGUUCAAUGCUGGAGGGACUGGCCCUGUGGUGUAUGUCUGCAUAAGCUUUACUCUUAGCUUUCUGUUCAGCAUCGUGAUCAUGUACUUCAUGGUCAUAAGCAGGGAUCUUCCCCUUGACUUUUCGGUUAAACAGUAGCUCAGUGGGACUCUUUCCAGUCGUAUUAUGGGGAAUGCUUUUAUAGGCAGUGAGUUACUUCCUUAAUUCUGCUCUCCAUGGUUUGUUCUCUGUCUGAGGAAUUUGUAGUCAUUUCAGCAGUGACCAAUUCUGUCUCUCGACCUCUCCGUUGGCUUGGGCCCACUUGGCAGUAACUUUCUGAUGUAUAAUACUAUGCUGUGCACAAUAUUUUCUAAAUUCAUUCGACUUAAAUUGUGGACCAUUGUCUGACUUGAUGGUAAUUGGCAGCCCAUGUCUGCAGAAGGUAUCAGCCAGACGGUCUAUGAUCUUUUCAUUGGUAGUGGACUGCAUAACCUCGACUUCGUAAAAUCGGCUGUAGUAAUCAACAAUGACUAAUAGUGAAUGUCCGGAUGGUAGUGGUCCCAUUAAAUCUACUGCUAAGUCUUGCCAGGGUCCAUCGGGUAAUGAGGUGGAUCGAAUAGGUUCAGGGAGAACUGGCCGUGCCACUGGCUGACACCCAUGGCAUGCUCGGCAAUGUCUCUCAGUCGCUUUACCCAUCCCUGGCCACCACACCUUGGUUCUGAGGUUCUGUUUGGUGCCAACCACACCCAUUGUGGCCUUCAUGAGCAAGUGCUAAGGUCCUAGACUGCAGCUUACUAGGAAUAAUAAUGCAUAUAUGGCUAAGCACAAGCUGACCAAUGACACACAUCUCCCCCGCCACUGUCAUAUACUUUUCAAACUGCCCCGUUGCAAUAGCUUUACUCACUUCUUUCAACUCUUCAUCAUCAGCAGAGGCCUCUUCUUUCUCACGGGUUGUGAGUGCUGUUGGUGUUGCACUUACAGCAACAAACCUAACAUACUCUUCAGUACACCGCUGGUGGUUGUCAGGUUCAACCCUCCUAUGAAGUAGUCACGACAAUGGAUCAGCAAUGUUCUGGCGCCCAGGCCUGUGUAUCACACUGAAAUCAUAUGGCUGUAAUCUGAGAACCCAUCACUCUAUCCGUGCACAUGGUCUUGACCGUGGACCAUAUAUGACCUCUAAAGGCUUGUGGUCGGUCUCUACAACAAACUUCAUCGCAUACACAUAGACAUUGUAUCUCUCACACGCCCACACUUCUCUGUCUGGGAAUAUCUCUGCUCACAUCCGGUCAAACUAUGACUCGCAUAACAUACCACUGUCCUGCUCCUGUACGAGAACAGCACCCAGCCCAACUGGAGUGGCAUCCAUGAUUAUCUUGGUGGGUGCAUUCUUAUCGAAAUAUGCCAAAGUACAAGCUUCUGCCAUCUUCUGUUUGAGACAUUCAAAGGACUUCUUCUGCUCCGGUCCAAAUUCCUUGUCAGCCUUCGCAGUGGUUCGGAUAAAGUGGCAAAGUGAGGUAUGAACCGGCUAGUGUAGUUGGCUAAACCCAGAAAGCUACGUACAUCUGACGCACUCUUUGGUUCUUCCACCUCUAAUACUGCUUUAACACGAUCUGCUGUAGGACCAAUGCCUUUCUCUGAAAGCAGCAUACCCAUGAACACCACCCUGUCCAUAUUGAACAAACAUUUUUCUCAGCAUUUAAAGUGAGACCGCACUCUUGCAGAUGCUCUAUGGGUUUGGUGGAGUCACCUGUUGUGUGUUUCUGUGUCAGCACCAUGCACCACAAUGUCAUCCGAAAUGUUUUAGACACCUUCGAUACUGGCCAGGGCUGAAGCAAAUUCAUGCUGAUAUUGUUCACUGGCAGAACAGACACCAAAGAGCAAGCGCUUAUAUCGAAUGAAACCAUCAGGUGUAGCAAAGGUUGUGAUUUCCGUGUUUUCUGGGCUCAACUCCAACUGUUGGUACCCCCAUUUAAGGUCUAAUUUACUGAAGACUUAGAACCAUUCAUGGUAUGUAACACCUCGUCAACUGUGGGAAUUGGAUAUCGUCUUCGCAUGAUUGCUUGGUUUGCCUGUCUCAUGUCCACACAUAGGCAGAUUUCGCCGUUGUUCUUUGGGACGAUCACCACAGAGUUGACCCAGGGGGCUUGACCCUCCACUGGUUCAAUUAUUCCCAUGUCCAACAGUUCUGUAGUCUUAUCUCGGAUGUUUCCUCUCAGAUUAAAUGGUAUCCUUCUAUAAGGCAGUGCAAUAGGUUUUACGGUGGGGUCUAUAUCCAGGGAUAUCUGUUUGUUUUUCAGUUUUCCGACACCCUCAAAUUAAAUACCUCUGGGUACUGCUGUUUUAAACUGUCAGCUUUACUUGUUACCAUAGCAAUGUUAAUGGCAACUUUUAACACUUCCAGUUCUGUGGCUGUUAUCUCUCCAAGCAGUGACAUCCCUCUACCUUUAUUUACCAAGACUUCAGCUUUGGUGGAUCUAUCACAAACACUCACUGUGCACUUAAACCUACCCUUUUAAUAUUGGCAGUGGCUGACUAGACGCAUAUGGGUACAGCUUCUUGUCUGGGGUAGCAGCUUGUGAUUCACAUUUCAUUCCCUUCACCUUUAACUGUUCCCACGUCCCCUUGUCAAUAAUGUUGCUGUUUGCCCCACUCCUCCUACUUGUACGGUGUCCAUUUCUGAGUGUUCUCCUUCUGUAAUACUGAAUGCAUAGUCAUGCUGGGGCCCAGGGUCAUUGUCAUCGGGUUCCCUCCCAACCUGACAAGCGUAUGACUUUGUCUUGCAAACUUUUUCAAAAUGAUCUUUCCCGCGACAUUUUCUACAUGUUUUGCCUCUUGCUGGGCAUUGGGGAUCAUGACCUAAAUGUCCCAAUAAACCACAUCUAUAACAUAUCUUAUCUCUCCCUUGUGUGCUAGUACUCGGAUUGUUACUUCUCUCGUUGAUUCUAUUGAUACUUUCUGAUUCUUCCCCCUUUACUGAAAGGGCAGCCAGUUGGGUUUCUAUCUUUUUGCAUUUUGCGGCAACCUCUAGGGUGCGUGUUAAGUUCAGUCCUUAACCUUCUUCAAUCAAUUUUCGUUUGAUGUAAGUGGAAGUGCACUUAUUCAAAACUGCAUCUUCUAUCUGGUUGUCGGUAUCAGUGCCAAAAUCACAAUCUUAAGCUGCUUUCCUUAAGCGAGUGACAAACUGUUGAACUGUCUCACAUGGGUUUUGCGUGAUCCUAUGAAAGGUCUGGCCGGUGAAUGUUGAAUUUACCUGUGGCACGAAAUAGGCGUUGAGAGCUUCAACAGCACUGGCAUAAUUUGUAGCAUCCCCUGUUUCAGUUAAGGUGGUAAAUAUCUACUGUACAUCAGGCCCAGCCAGGUGGAGUAACAUUGCUUGUCGCCACUGUUUUAAGUUGCUGCUGUGGCUCCUUCACUUAUAAUAAGCCCUUUCCCGUCCGCGUACAGUUCAAAUGAAGUUAACCACCUCUUCCAUUGGGGGCUAAUUGUCGCUGGAUCAGAGAAACAAUCAAACUUCAGUAACACGUUCUUUUCCAUUUUUUGACCUCGUCGCCAAUGUAGUGAUCCCAAGAGUAAUAAAGUAUCCAAACAAACAGAUUUAACUCUAACCAAUUUCAUUGCAAAUGUAACAUGGCCGCCGCUAUCAAAAGCACAUGGUUUUUCCUAUCCCAGCAUGCUUAGCAGCCUAAUACAUUACACUUCAUUGCUUUACUGAGUACAUAUAUUCAGAAAGUCGAAAUCCGGCAUGCCCUCCUUUGUUUGUUGUCACGUUCCAAAGCCGCUGUGGCAUGGAGUAGGAUGAGUCAUGUAGCGGCUUAAGCUUAGCUUGUUUGAGCCGUUUUUUCAGAUCCUUCAUGGUUUUAAGAGUUGGAUCUUUAUAGACAACUUCAUCCAUUAUGCUCUAAAGAUUCUCCACAGGGUUGAUAUCUGGGGAAUUUGGGGGCCAGUAUGUUUUCUCUGUAAAAAUUGGCAGGUUUCUUUUGCACCAUGCCUGGGUGGCCUUGGCUGCAUGUGCUAGCAGCCCAUCUUGGACGAACAUCAUUUGGCAAUUGGAACUGAACAAUUUUCGCCUGUUUGUUGCUUAAUUCACAGUUUUACCGUGAAGGACAGGCUUCACUUCUUUCUCUAAUAUGUUGUCGAUGUAGUAAUUGUCAGUCAAAGUCUGUCCUUGAGGUAAAAAAUGUAUCCCAGUGAGACUGCGGCCUGUCAUUCUGCCCCAUAUGAUCCAUUUUUAACCUGAUAUGCUAGAGGAACUUGGCUCUCCUGAGAACCCCAAACAAUAUAAUUUUUUGGAUUGGGCAGCUGAGACAAAUAUUUCGGACAUACAUGCGAAAAAAGAAAAUCAUCCCAUUCUUCCACAGUGAGGUUUUUGUACUGCUUAGCAAAUUUCAGUCGAGCUGCACACUGCUUGGCUGUGAGCAGAGGUUUCUUUUGCCUUCUCAGCGGUCUCCAACCUUUGCUUUUCAUAAACCUCCAGAUGGUGUUUUUUCCCCCAUCAUAGCCUUUGCUUGCUAAUUGUUGUGAAAGCUGUCAGGUCGAGUUUCCCCUUUUGUACUUAGCAUUUGUUCAGAAUUGUUUUAGCUGCCUCAUUAAGGAUUUUCGGUCUUCCCGUUCUGUUCUUGUCUUCAAACCUGUCAUUUCUUGACGACCAUUUCACUACCCAAAGUUCAGAUUUUUUCAGCUUUUUGGAAAUUUCUUUAACUGACAAGCCAGUAGAUCUAAGUAUAGAUGCUGAGCUUUUUAGCAUUAACAGGGUGCAUCUUUCAUGAUAUUCACAAAACCGAGGAAAGAUUGUGAGCAAUUCAGGACACAAAAUACAACAAAUAUUUGGCAGGAAAACAUAAAUGCACAUGCAUACCUUUGGCGGAAAAAUGCAAAAAUUGAAUCUCCCAAUAGAAAGACGGUGCAAAAAAUAUAUGGUACUUUAUCAGAAAUAAACAACUUUUGCAUAAAUGAUUUGUUUCAUGAGUACAAUCAUAAGUUACACUACAGACUUGCAAAGUAGAGGAACGAACUUUUGGGACACCCUGUAUUUUUCAAGGGCGCUGCUGUUCCAGGUUAACAUCAAAUCAGGUUUAAUUUUUCCAACCUAGCUACAUGUAUAGGUUUAUGCUCAUUUCUCGUAGCCCUAAUUAUUCAUAAACCAAAGGAAAUUGACAAUUAACCAAGAUUAAACAAAUUUAACUUAAAUUUCAUUUCGACCCAUAUCAAUUUUAGCUGCUAUAAUGUGUGUAUACUUACAUGUAUAUGUUGUAGGUUUAAAAAUUAAAAAUCCAUUCUCAAAGCCAGUUUGAUUCAGGAUUUCCCAUUUUUGUAUCCUGCCAAACAAGAUAAAUGAAAUCCUGGUUUAACCUGAGAACAGAUUUUACAUACAUGAACUUACAAAUAUCUACUUCAGGUAAGUGUGUGCAUAUUUUGCAACAAAUCUGUUAUAAAAAUUAAUCAUCUCAUAAAGUGGAUUAAUCCUUUCACUAAAAUAACCUGAUAGGGUCAUUUUAUUUUUUAACUUCUUAAUUUUAUUGAUUAAUUAUAUGAACACAAGUAUAUUUAUUUAAUCACAUUAUUUUACAUAAUUUGCACCUGAUUUAAUUUGGCUUCCUUUAUUAUAUGCAGCAAUUAAAGAGAGAAAACAGCGAACUUAAAGCAGAACUUCUAUUCAUCAGGUAAGCAAGUAAACAUCAGCUAGUCAUUACCAGAAGUUGCUAAUGAUGGGCCUUUAAUGAAAUUAAGGCACCCUCCUCCUUUCUAGGUACUAGAUAUUCAAUUUGAUGUCCAGUUGCUAUGCCUUUAAGGCCCUGUCCACACGUAUCCGGAGAUUUUUGUAUCCGCAAAUUUUUUUUUUGCAGAUAUAAAAUUAUCUGCGUCUACACGUAGACAACCGUCCACACGUAUCCGAUUUGUAUCCUGACAUCUCAAAGGAUUAGUCAACAGAGCAUGCGCAUUAAGACUGGUUCUGAUACUGUGACGUCAGCGUAUACAAAAAUAUACGGAUAAGAGCGUCCACACGUAUCCGGAUACACAGCGUAUACAGAAAUUUCCACUCUGGGGAGCGUAUACAGAAAUCUCCGGAUACACCGAGCGUAUACGGCGGACACGUGUGGACGCUAGGUGUAUCCGCAUAAAAAAUUUGCGGAUACAAAAAUCUCCGGAUACGUGUGGACGCGGCCUAAGAGUCAAUUCUAAAUCUGAGAUCUCAUGACUCUAAAGGAAUGCCCUGACUCACAGUGUGCACUAUGUUGGAGUGUGGACCCAUGGCAGAAUUGAAUCUGCAAGGCUAAUAUUGAAUUCCUAAAUGCUCAGGUUGUGAAAUGCUGAAGACUUCAAUUGGCAAGGCUAAAAUAGUCUUCAUAGCCAAUAACAUCACAGCUUAUCUGGCAGACAACCAAUAACAGCACAACUUAAUUGGCCAGUCAGGUCAAUAACCAGAGUUAAAUACCAUCAACUGACGUGACUCUGAUGAUGACUACCGCAUCAGUCACUGUCAACAACAACAGUCCUAUUCAGGUCUAUGUUCACCCGGCAGACAAUCACACUCAAUGUAUAUAAGAAUGAUAUGUUAACUUGAUGGUUCACUUAUUUUACCUAGGUCUCUAUACAAACAGCUAGUAGAAGAGACUCCUUUGGAAAAAUUUGAUGAAAGGAGGGUAAACUUACUUAAGUCACAAGUUAUUCAACUUGAAAGACAGGUAAGAAACAACACAAUGUUUGAAAAUUGUAAGUCAUGCAUUUUCUCUUGUUUUUGGAUCUCCAUUUUUUAUUUUCUUGUUGUAGACUUUCUAAGUCUCAUGACUUUGUUGUGAUUCUCACGCUUUCACGAGUUGACGGCUGAUUUUGGAGUUGCAGGGUUCGUUUCCAAGUUAGAUAUCAAUACAUAGCCAGCCCAAUUUAAAAGAAAACGCUUAACGGUCAUAUUUGAUUACAUUCUUUUAUCCUACCACGACUUGCCACCUGUUUCAAGAUGGCGGCCAACAACACAUGAAUUACAAAAUCUAAAUCGUAAAUUUGAUCGUGAUGUUUACUGCUGCAGCUUCAAAGUGAUAUGUGACUUCCAGUACCCAUAAUCCCUGGUGUAAGUCCUUCCAAUAGGAAAUUUGGGACCUCUCUUGACCUUUUAUGCAUUUUUGACUGCUUUUCGCAGCUCUAGGUUUAGAGUCUCACACUUUUGCCUUUUGCAGGGGGUUGGCAAGUCUGUUGUUGACUUCAUACCGUAGAGUAGCCAAUGAUAGUUCUGAACCCAUUUUCCUUUCCCACAAAGCAGUGCAGCUUGUAACCUCAGAGUUUGGGGACUUGUGGAGAAAGAGGCUGUCAAUAUAGCUAUCUUAUUACACGAAAUUUUAGCAACGCUUUGAUUUAGUGAAUUUAGCAAUUUUUUAAUAAUGGAUAAAUCAUAAAUUAAAAGUCACCAAAAUUAAUUAUCGUUAAAUUUAAAUCGUCGCUAAAUUAAAGUGAGUGCAAUAUGAAAUGCUGCCAUCUGGUCAGUUUUACCCACAUAUGCUAUCUGACAGUCGAUUCAGAUUAUACAUACAUACCUUAUAGUUUCCUCCUCAAAGGGACUUUUCAGGGACAAUCAUAAAAUAUGUACAAGCAUUACAUUUAACUAUUUACAACACUCAACUUAGUAAUAAAUAAUGCUUGACUAACUACUGAUUACAAUACUUUUAAACUUAACUAAGAAGCAUUCACAAAUCUAGAAGCUGGUUCCUUAAGAGACAUGUAAAAAAUUAAUGUGAACAUAUAUUGGUAUAAUUUAAGAGAAUUAAGGUUCUAAAUUGUUCCAAAGCUUAAUAGUCCUGUAAUAAAAAGUUCUCUGUCUGUCUGGGUAAUAAAUUGGGAUAUAAGAUAGAUGUAUUCAGGGGCUUGACUGGUCAUGCAUUUAAAGGCCGUAAUAGCUAUAGCCAUUAUAGUUGGUCCUUAACAGGCAACCAAGACAGGCUUUUUCAUUUUUCUGGACCACUGAUGAUUCGACAAGCAAAGUUUUGAGCAGCCUGCAGUUUUCUUAUGUUCUUAUUUAUAAUAUUUGCUCAAUUAUUCGAGCAGUAGUACAUUUUGCUGAAAACUACGGCAUUUAUUACAAGUCAUGUAAACCAACAUUUUCAAAUUUGACCAGGAAUCAUGUAGACGAAGAACCACUAUGUGGAUGUGCUACCUCCAAAUCCUUUUUACUUUAUUUUAUUAUUUAACAGUUAUGUAUUUUUGUCUAAACAGUGUUUCACAUCAUGGUUAAUUUGCGCUAGAUGUGCGAUACAUUCUGACAUUCUGACACUGUGGUCGUAAUGUCAGUAUCAAAAUUAUCUAAAAGAAGGCAGGCAGUUAAUAAUAAUAAGCAAUUAUUGCUUAUCAUCAAUUCCUUUGAGAAGUGCAUCAGUUGUAUAGGAAUUAAAGAUGUUUCGGUAGAGAACCAUUAUUUGUUGCUGCUUUGUUUUCUGGUAAGCCUUUCCUUGGUUGUCAAAUAGGUGACAAUAUACCUGCCAACUCUCACGCCUUAGGCGUGAGUCUCACGCCUGCGGGUUGAAAACUUCGAUCUCACACCGGCUCACGCCUGCGGGCCAAUUUCUCACGCCUGAUUGAAAAAUGUGAGUUGUUGCCGUCCUGCUUGACACAAUUUCCAAAAAUAUGUUCACUCAGACCCAUGUAAGGAACGAAAACCAUGUGUAAAAUGAAUAAAUGGCAAUACCUUCCUCGCAAUCUCUGAUUUUUGAAGUGAAAAGCACUGGGAGCGAGCUCGCCUUUGGCAGACUUCGGCAGACUUUGGACGUCUUCGGAAGACUUCCGACUUCUUCGGGAAUCUUCGGAAAUGAUCGUGUCGUCUUCAAAAAUCCCAGCACUUCCAGGAUAAAAAUCUCACACUUAUAUCUCAGAAAAAGUUGGUAGGUAUAUGACAAACUGAUUAUAAGCUACUCUAGAUCACAAACCAUUGGCAAUGCAGGUAACAGGGAAAUUGGUCUGUUAUUGUUAGGAAGUUCGUGGUUGCCUUGUUUGGGUAUAGGUGCAGCAAUUUUCCGGACCUCUUGGAAUGUUGAUUAUGAUGUGUAUGCAUCGUUGACUUUGUGUGACAAUAUACCUUAAAUACGAGUGAGGACAGCAGAUAUGACAUUACAGUUUCAUUUUCAUUUGCUUCAUUCAAAAUUCAGAAUUAUGUCAUAUGAUUUUGAUUUAAAUGAAGCUAUGGACAUUUUAUGAUUUUGCCACAAAAAUGAUCUUGACUGUUGUCAUUUUAAAAGUUUUGAAUUCCCUAAUUCACCAAAGUUUCAGUGGUGAAAACACAAAAAUUAAGUGACCUAUUUUCAAAAAUUUAAGAUAAAUCGCUAAAUUAAAGUGCCACUAAUUAAGGAUUUUUCAAAAUCGCGAAAUUAACGUGUUGCCAAAAUUUUAUGUAAUAAGGUGCCCCUAUAGCAGUAACAGACCCCCACCCAAUAAUCAAUAAUAUAUUAAAAAAGUAAUAAAUGCCAUUUCUGCUAUUUUCUGUUUUUGUCAUUUAUCAUUGUAGACUUCAAUUUUGGGUUUAAAAGAUGCUGAUAUUCAUGAUUGUUUUUAUAAGCUUUUUUUUUUAAUCUUGCAGGUGUUUAAUAUAAAAUAUCUUUGAUUUUCCUGUAUUUCAUAGGUUCUCCUUCAAUCUAGUGCACUGCAAGCAAGACAACAUAUUUUUUUAGAAGUUGAAAAUAAACUUUUAAACUUGAGAGAAACUGUUCAGUAAGUAAGAUGAGUUAAUAAAGUGAUCAUGCUAGUAAUGUAAUGCCCAUUGGUUGCUUUGCAAAAAAUGUUGAGGACUUUAGUGUUCACUUAUCUGCUUAAUAUUGGGUUGCUUUAACAUUUCAAUAAUAUAUUACCUCCUGACUUUAAUCAUAGCCCAACUUGUUAUCCCGUGAUUGUGAUGUUUAAAAGAAAUAAUAUUUUAGGAUCAUCAUAAUAAUUAAAAACUAAAUCAUAAAUAAUUUGUUUUAGUUAUAUAUGUCCUGUGUAUGUUUGCAGCAAUGUAACAUUCUAAAAAUAAUGCCUGCCUUAAUAAUUUGAUACAAUGGUUCCACCUUAGUCAAAAACAACUUUGCAUUUUUAGGGGGGUGGAGGUGGGAGCAUUAUUUUGGGUCAAUUAUUUAAAAAAAUUAUCCAGUUUACUGGUAGAUUGGAUCAGGGUGCAAAGAAAGUCAGUUUUACAGCCUGCCAUCCGGGCAAGCUGUAGCUAGCAUGUACUAGCCCACAAGUCAUUUCAACUAGCCCCAAAACCCUUUUUGAUUAGCAGGAUUGAUUACAAUCCUUCUGUAAUUUGAAUUUCCCCAAAAAACAGCUCUCUGCCAUCGGGCAAGUUAAGAACAAAAAUCACUAGCCCAAUAGGAAAAAUCCACUAGCCCUGGGCUAUCGGACAUGACUUUCUUUGCACCCUGGAUUGGAUUUAGGUGAGGAAAGAAACUUAUUGAAAAUUAUUUCAUAUUUUAAAAAAUGCUUGAUUUGUAGGGGACUCUAUCCAUCAGACAGUUCUUCCAAUUAUAUGACUGUAUCACGUGAAUAUGUGCAAAAGUUGGAAUACAGGAUUGAGGAGUUAAGGAUCGACUUGUACAAAAACAAGGAGGUAUCAUGCUAAUUUUCAUUUCACUUUACUUCUUUUCAAUACUUUUAAUUCUUAUUUCUUUUAGUCAUUUUACAAAUUACUGAAUUUUUAUUUUAUCGUGGCAUGUUUUUUUUGCAGAAUACUGACUGUGAUGAUCUUUGCUUGCCUGCCUUGUACAUGGGUGAUUUUUUGAAACAAUCAAAAGAUAGUGCUAAUGAAGCGGUGACUCUGCUGGACUGUUGUAGCGGGAAGGUGGAUCAUCUUAAUUUAAAGCAUGUGGUAGGAUAUUGAUAAGUCUUGAUUUGGUGUUUUAUAAUGGCCACCUCUUUACAAUGGCCUCAGCUCUCUCUCACCUCAAACUUCUCAAAUCUUUUUGUCCUGGCAGACAGACCCACCAUAUGGUCGCUCUUGUUUUAACCUUCCUUUGAAGUGGAGAUUGAUGUCAACCUCAUGAGAUUUCAAAUAUGGAGACUAUUUUUUCGCCUUCCCCUGGCAACCACCCCCCCUCUACCAAUAUUAGCCCACCCCCCUUGCUGUAAACACAGAAAAUUAGGGGUGAGGCUCAACAGUCAUUUACAUGUACCUCUUAUGAUAAAAAAUGCCUCCUGAAACCAUACUAUGAGCUUUAAAAUCAAAUGAAUUUUGAAUUUUGGCGAAAUUUGUCUAAAUUCCUUCUGAGGCCAAAAGAAAAGAAACUCAAGGGGUAAAUUUUUGUGGGAGAUUUGGUGACCGGAACAGGAAACCGGGGGAUUUAUGCAGUAUCCAUGGGUCUCCCCAUCAUCCGAGAGAGUUGGAACGUAUGUCGGGGCUACUUUUUCAUAAUGGCAAGGGCCCAUGUUACAGGGAGGGAGGGUGGCCGAGUGGUUAGAGCACUGGACUUGCAGUUCACAAGUCCAGUCAUGACAGCUAACCAGAUUUGUUUUUGGUGUUCAUGAGCUAUCUUGUAUUUAGUAAAAUCCAACUAGUGGUCUAUUAUCAAUGCUGCAUUCUGAUUGGUUGAGCUACUACUAGGCUAUAUGUUAUAGCCCACUAGUAACGAAAAGCACCCCUUUGAUGGUAAAAAAGGAUUGAAGUCUAGCUUUAACUAGCUAAAGUUGUUUUGUCUUGAUAUUUUUGACCAACUAGUUGGAUUUUGCUAAAACAAUUUUUCCUCUCACCCUCAUGGCCUCUGAGUCAACAGCCCGUUUGGCCUUCAGCCUCAUGGGCUAUUGACUCAGAGUCCAUUUGGGCUCGAGGAAUAAUUGUUAAGUAGCCAGCUGAUUUGCCUCAAUUGGAUUAAGAGUCGUAAUCCUUAAUCCUAUUAAGUUUGUUUUAAAUUACAGUCAAACCUCAUUAAUACGGACACUGAGUGGGCCACAAUUUAAGGUAUUGAUCAUGAAUCUACCAUGUUUCUAACUUAUCCAACUUUCAUUUUAGUCCAGACUUGAAUCUAAGCUCUGUAAACUGUACAAGAACAUGGUUUGCCUGAUGGAGUCUCUUCAAAACCAUUGCUCUCCGACAUCAGUUGUCUUAAAAAGUGAACACGUAGCACAGCCAAUCCGAGAAAGGCUAGCAGGUCAUGUGACAGCAGUAAGCGAUAUGUUACGAGACUGUUGUGAAGACCUGUUGUGUCUGUCAAUACUUUAUCCUGCAGCACCUUGGGUAUGUUUAACGUUUUGAACACUACCUUAAAUAGUGUACGAAAAGAAAAAUUAAUGUGAGAAAAAUCCCACUUUCGGUUUUGUAAGGCAAGCUUCUUUUUGCAAAUUGUACCAUGUGAAAGGGUUUUAAAGAGGUUCAAUUUGAGUGUUCAUUGUGUAGGAUUUUGUCCACAGACUUAAAAGUUUGAAUUUCAUACAAAACAAAACAGUACCAUGCCAGCCUCCUCCUCAGGCGCUUCGUUUUUCGCAUGGCAGAGGCGAGCGCAAAACGCGAGUGACUGGUGAUGAACUGCAAGAGACCAUGGGAAGGGUACAGACUGCGCGCACAUCGAAAGAGAGACGUCUGGGUACGAGCAUGUACCAUGCGAAGGUAUUCCUGAAGAGGUUUCAUUUUAAUGGUCAUAUCGCAGGAUUUCAUCCAUAGGCUCAAAGUUAAGAAGAUUUGAUCUAAAAAAUAUAGCGAAUUGAGUUUGACUUUGAGAGUGGGUUAAAAUAGUAUGGGUUUCUUACCCUCCAGGAGGAAAAUAAGGCUAAAAAAAUCACUGUAAUUUUUACCAUUGCAUUUUAUAAUUAAUGAUAUCAUAGUAAGCAAGGAAAUUUACUGUGUGGAGAUGUUUUAGAUGUUUUGAUUUGCGAUCAAAAUAUGUAAAAUGCAGGCCUGUUUUUCCUCGCUGGUAGUCCUGUGGCCCAGGAGGAUAUUGAAGGCCUCACAAAGUUAGGUGCGCUCCCAAAAAGUUUUUUAAGGGGAGGCUGUGCCGCGAGGUCCAACCCCUUACCCAAAUUAAAUUAAAAUAAAAUUCCUAAAACAGGAAGCCUUCUUGUCAUUUUCAUGUAAGGUAAUGAAAAAUGAAUGCAAAUGCAGGGUUUGAGCCAGGCCGCGCCAUUGCGCCAAUCCCGCACUGCAAUUGGAAUUGUCCCUUUAAAAAACGGCCAAGGGGACAAUUUGUCCCCUUCCAAAUUUAGGGAAAAAACUCGAAAGGAAGCACACACGAAGAGAUUUAUUUCGGUACAGAAGUUGCAAGCUGAAACAGAACGUGGAAAGCAUAUUUUAUCGCACCUUUAAAGUUCAUUCCAAAGUUACGUUUCAGUCACGCUCUACUGCUAUUUUUUUCGGAAAUCUAAAACAGGGCUUCUGAUUUUUCGCGCGGUCGCGGAACCGCGAAAUUCGGUAGAAAUCUUAUCAAAUACAUGUCUGUACAACAUAUUUGAAACUUAUUUCAGCUAUAGGGGCUAUUUACUUGCCGUAAACUUGCAAAUUUAUCUUGGAACUUCGUCACUGAAACGUGAAACAGAUUAUGUUGCGAAAAACAGGGCACUAGCCAUCAUGUUAAAGGCUUUGCCAUUGGUUCAUUUCUGGAGCGUAUUGUUGUUGAACGAGCAAAUGAUGACCUCUGUUAGAAAAACGUUAAAAAGGCUGGUCUGAUCAGCGCAAAACCGAUCGAUUACUAGCGAAAUCGGCCGUUUUUUACCGAUUGCUUUUCGGUGAAUUUUGCCCCGAAAACUCCCACGAAAUCGGCCGAUUUUUCCGCGAAUUUGUCCCUAAAAAUCCCGCGAAAUUUGACUUUUCCGUCCGAGACCUAUCAGAAGCCCUGCUAAGAAGGUAGGGUGUACAAAUUUCUGUCCCCCUAAAAAUGAAAAUGUCCCCCAAAAUUUUAGCCAAGGGGACAAAUUGUCCCCCAGUGAUCAAAUCCUAGCUCAAACCCUGCAAAUGAUUAAGCCAUAAGACGCGUAUAUGUGAAACAUUUUAAUCAAAGGACCUGUACAUACUUAAAUGAUAGUUUUCCCUACCCUUUCAUAUACUUCAACUCAUGAAUUCCAGAAUUCCUACCCUUCGAUAUGACUGAAGCCUGAAAAUGGUGUCCUUUUCGGCGGAGCCUCUCUGUAUAGGCCAUUGUAGGGAAUGCUCCCCCACCAGAUCCUGUGUAGUCACAUUUAAUGUGCUUGACUUGUUUUUAAUAUCCUCCAGCCCCCUCUGAAGAAGGUUAUCCGCGAGGACUUGACAGAGGAAAAUGUUAUGUCACACAUGCCAGAUUUGAGCAGAAAAAAACUGCAAGAGGUAAUGAGGACAUCUGAAAGUGUGAACAUUCAAUUUCAAGCUGCGAAUAACAUUUUAAUUAAAGCUUCCUACAUUCGCUGUCUUUGAACACUAUUGAUAAAACUAAAAAGUUUUAUUCGAAUCAGCAAUUAACCCAUUCGCCCCGAAACCGCACAUAACCGCAUGUGCGGAGCUACGUCCUUUGAAGCGUUUAUGGCUUUGUCGCAGUUUUAACGGUCAAGAAAACCCUUUUCCCUUCUCCCUGACCCGACUGAAGAGACCAUACCAGAAAGUCAAGGAGGCCGAAAGUUAAAAAAAAAGCGAAAAUCAUGAAAACACCCAAAAAUUCCUAUGAAAAUCUUUUCCACCACCCCCCUGCUUUUCCUUCCAUCUAAUCGUACGAUCCUAGAAGUUUUUCCGAAAAAUUUCCUUAUAAAAUGGAAAAAGAAAAACGAAAGAAGAAGAGGGGAAGAGUGGGAAAGAGACAAAGCGAAAGCUUCAUUCUCGUUCCCAGAACUUCGAUUCUUUUGGUCAGCGUCUCAGAUCUACGCUGACCAAAAGGAUCGAAGCUCGAAGAAAUGAUCGCUACUGCGCCGCAAGGAAUGUAUAUUUUAUCGUUGUAGGUUAUUGACCAAUAAUUGUUUAUGAUUUAUGCUACUGUCGUUAGUGUUAUAUACUGCAUAAAUUUUAAUUUCAAAUAUUUUUGUAGAAUAAUGUACAUACAAGAGAGAAUAUUAUUAUGAUUAUGAGUAUUAUUAUGCUUUUUAUUCUGUUCUUUAAUGAAAAUAACUUUUCCAGGUGAGAUCAGUUGUGCAGGCUGUGAUGAAAACCAUGAGCUAUUUGAAACACAUGUUGUCUCUUGAGGUAUAACUUGAUUUUAAUCCCUAUGUUAUACUAAGUUAAAAGUAAGAGUGACACAAAGUUUCUGAUGGCUGAUUCGCCACUUUUUAUAGAGCGAUUUUAGUAUGACCUUGAAAUGAAAACGUGCAGACCAAAACAGAAACAACAAACGAACAGAAAUUGAGCGAUUUGAUUGGUUUAUCAAUCGGAUACAAACGCGCGUGGCUUUUGGUUGGUUAAGCGAACGCUCGGGUGAAAAAAAAUUCAUGCCCGAGAACUUUCUAGAAAUCAAUCGAUACUUCCCUUUGACGUCAUACUGCAACACGAUUGGCAAACGAACAGUGCCUUCUCCGUAUAAGGGUUUUCUUUGGCGGGAAAACGAAGAGUCUAUGUUUUGAUCUUUGCAUUCAUUGGCUGAUAAAACAAAUAACAAACACUUACCGAAACCAUUUUUCAAGGUCUUACGAAAAUCGCUCUAUAAAUGGAAUAAGUAUUAGCCUGAUAAAACAGCUGACAUUUCUCGACGUCACCACUGGUUUCCCCGCUCAAUGAUGUCUGAGGAUCAGGCGCAGAAAUUUCAUACUGAUGACGUGUCACUACCCACAUCUGGGUAGUGCUUCUGAUUGGUUGAAGCAAAUUUCCCACGCGGAACGACUAAUCAUCUGUGGUUGAUCAAAUCAAUGGGUGGAUAACGCUAUCCACCGGAUAAAUCGCUACCCACUGGAUAAUGCAAUUGUUUUCCGUAAUACCUAUCCAGCGGAUAGCUAUUUAUUCAGUGGAUAGCGCUUUUCCGCUUUUGAACGACUGGGACCAGAUGCACUACCCAGAUCUUGAUACUGAUACGUCAUAAGUAUGGAAUUUCUGCGCUCGUUUGUCAGACGUCACUUCCAGGUAGAACCGACGGUGGCGUCUCGAAAUGUCGGCUGUUUUCUCUGAUGAGAAUAGUAUAGAAAUCACUUAUUCAGGAUGACCCCAGGAUGAAAUACAGCAUUGAGGUGCAUAUAGCAUUCCCGCGAUCCAAACAUCCGGAUAAAAAGAGGGCUUCAAUGGGGUGGUAGCUUUGACGGUGGACGGUUAUUUAGUAGAAAUUUAGUCCAUGUGUUAAAGUAAACAUUAACUUCUGUAUAAAUUGACAACAUUAAAGUUAACUGUUAGGUUUUGGAGGCUGCCUUGGCCUUUCAGAUAUAAAAUCUCGAAAUGUUUUCAGAUAUAAGCAAGUUGUAAGGGCUUGCAAUGUCUAGAGAGAGUGUUUUUGAGAACAUGGGAACUGGUUUUUUCCGUUAAGAGAUUCUUCAGGAGCAAGAAGUCCGUGAAGAUCAGCUGAAAUUGUGAGAUUUGAAAUACGCUGAAAUGUUUUGACGGUUGACGGUAAAAAAUAACCCUUUUUGAUUGUCGGUUGACGGUUAAAUUUUAGGCCGUUUGACGGCUGACGGUUGACCUGAUUGAGACCCUCUACAAAGAAUUCGUAACAAAUUUCUGUGUAUUCUUAUCCCGGAGUACGGUCAAUUGAAGGUAAUCUUAGUAUUACUGUUGGAUUAAUAUUGUGAGCAGUAUUAUACGAAAAAAGUAGAAUUUUAGGGCCACUUAUUUAAACGGAGUUUAGCCAGUGUUCAACAAAACUGCGUUCUAAACCAUUAUCAGUUUGCAGAACACUUUUAUGUAAACACCAUUUAUCGUGAACAGUUUCAUGAAACCAUAUAGCGUAGACUAGAAACGCAUUUGUCUUCUUAAAAUGACCCGCUAAGGAAGAGAUCUUGCGAGACCAAAGAUUGACUAAACCGCGAUCUAACUUCAGUAGAUUUCGUUUAAAUAACCGACCCUUAGAGUUUCUCACUCCCCAGUCCCCAGAACAUGAGACACUAAUUGAUUUCAGGACAGUAAAGGUUCUUAUUGGUGACGUGUUGUUGCUGUAAUUUUCUUUCUUUAGAUCAAAAUUCUCAAAGAGGAGCUCUCAUUUCACCAGCAGGUUUAUGAAUGUCAAAAUGACUAUGUCGAGUCUCUGUUGUCUGCUGUAAGGCAAGUGUUUUUAUUAUAUUUCGUUGCAUUGUCACGAGCAUAUUUCUGGUUUAGGUCAGUUCUUUGCUGAGGGCAUUACUUUAUGCCCGGAGAGGGGGGGACUCCCAUAUGAAAGGGGCGGGGAUGCUCGUCGUCUCGCUUAGGGGUUUAAAUUUAGGAUUUUGUUCUCACUUAGGGUGCUCUGUUCAAAAGGUCAUUAUAUUUAGCCGUAAAGUUCUCUUUUAGGGUUGCACGCGAAGAAAUAUAAAAAGUUAUGUAUUUUCAAUUCGUUUUAUUUACUCGAUUCAUUUAAUCAAAGUUUAAAAUGAUCUCUUUUAGGAGUCAAAAAAAGGUUUGGCCACGCCCAAAUUAGUCUCCGUAAGGGGUUUAAUUCAAAAUUCCCGACGAGCAUCCCCGCCCCUUCAUAUGGAAGUACCCCCCGGAUACUUAUGCCUUUACCUGUACACAAACCGCUCCUGUAGAGUUAUCAACAAGAUACCAAAAAAAUUUCAUCAGGCAGCAAUAACCAUAAAACCUUUUUUGGUGAUUUUUGCCAGGCCUAGAGUUUAAGAUAUUUUUCAAGUUUCUAAUCUAUGCCCAUCCUUGCCAUCCGUUGUAACAAACAACAGCAAAUACCCUAUUUCCUCGAAUUAUACUACUGCAUAAGAAAUUUCUGCGAUUUGAUUGGCUUAGAGCACUGGUAUUUCAGCUUAAUUUGAAAUAUCUACAUGUGAAAAUUACAAACCUUUUGCGGCUAGUAGUAUAAACAAAUAAUAGCAUGAUUUGUACGUGAUAUUUGGCUAGUAGUAUAAACAAAUAAUAGCAUGAUUUGUACGUGAUAUUUGGCUUAAACUUGUGGUAUUUAUGCCAAAUAUCACUACAAAUCAUGCUACUACCUAUACUAAUAGCCGGGGCGAUUAUUUCUUUUUUCGCACCAAAAGGGGGCGAUUAUUCGAGGGAGGCUAUUAUUUCAGAUAUUGUUCACUGAAAGUCGUGCCCUAAAUAUUUUGUUCUACCAUUAAAUGAAAAAAUAAUCACAUCAAAGCAACCGAACAUGGGCUUUUCAAGUCUUCCAAAUUUGGUUCCUUGAUUAAUUUUCUUUGUCAAUAUCCUCGGCGUCGUCACUGAUCAGUUUUGCUGGAUCAGACUCCCCUUCAGCCUCAUCCUCCAGGUUUACCGCUAUGGGUAUCGAUAGCGGGUUACCUGUGGUGGUGGGAGGGGAAGCGAUUAUUCGAGGAAGGCGAUUAUUUAAAAUAUUUCCGUCAAAGAGGGGCGAUUAUUCGACGGAGGCAAUUAAUCGAGGGAAGGCUAUUUUUCGAUCAAAUAGGGUAGUUUCAGUGCUUAAGUUUGGUCUUAAAUAACAAAGCUUGACCAUUAUUUUUGGAAUUCGAUUGAUGCGAAGAAAGUUUUAAAGUUUAAGCCCCUUACAUCUGAGUGCAUUUUCACCUAUUUCUUCUGUUUAGUCUCCCUCGUAGCGUUUUUGACUCGUCACGUAACGCUCAAUGCGUAACAGAAACAGCUGCGAGGGAGACUAUCUUCUUCAGGUCUUUUGUAUUGACUUAUUCUAAACUGGGCCUCACAUUCCAGAGGUUUCUAGUUCAAGCUUCCCCGUCUUCAAAAACAAUUAAUGCAUCAACCUCGCUCCCAGGCUUUUUCUUAGAAAUUGGAGAAGCCCUGGGAACGAGGUUGAAUUUACGUUUCAUUUUGUUGAGAUUUUAUUUGUGCAAGAAACAAAUGAACAUUCCUCCCCAUCGUCAGUUGUUAACUGAUGAAUUUCUCAUUUCUCGUUACAUGUGUAAUCAGAUGGUAAUGAGAAUCAAAUCAAUCUUUCGGAGUAUAAAGUUUUGAAGUUAAAAGUGAAUGCUUGUGAUCACUGAUCAAUUGAUAUUAAUUCUUCUUACAAACUCACAGUAUGCUUCCACGAUGGCGUCAUUUUACCACAACUACCAGAAUCCUUCAGUUUGUAGUUUUCUUGGUUUAUUGUUGAUUAAAUUAGUACAGGUAAUAGCAUGAUUUAUAGUGCUAUUUGGCAUAAAUACCACGAGUGAUAUUUCGAAAUUGUUAUACGUAAUUUCACUCGCCUGAAAUUUGAGACAAUUUUGAAAUAUCACAAGUGGUAUUUAUCCCAAAUAUCACGUACAAAUCAUGCUGUUAUUUGUUUAUACCACUUCCCGCAAAAGGUUUGUAAUUUCACAUGUAGGUAUUUCAAAUUAAGCUGAAAUACCACUGCUCUAAGCCAAUCAAAUUGCAGAAAUUUCUCAUGUAGUGGUAUAAGAAAGCAAAAACGAAAUGAAUUCUGGUAGUUGUAGUCAAAUACCGUCAUCGCGAAAAUGGCCGACAAGCAAACGAGUCGUGAGAAUAAAUGUUCUUCUUAUUCUUGCACUCAAUAUCUUUACCUCACCAAACAUGUUUUCUUAAUUAACAGCGAGGCCUAUGGAGUAUUUGAAGGAAACUUGAUAGAAACUCUUUGCAAGCCAUUAGAAGGUUUGUAAAAAAACAAUAUCUGUAGUGACUUUCCGAAGUUGUUUCUGACGUUCUCAUUUAUCGGCGGAAUGCCAAAGACAACCGAGAAAGACGUAAAGAUGUUACGAUUUUUAGUUCAUAUCGAGGCCACCUCUCUGUUCUAGUGAUGAAGCCGAAAACAUAUCGUGAAACUGAACUCUCAGCGUAUUAGGAUAGACUAUGCAAGGACUUUUCCUCUGAUUAGCUGGGCAGGGACGUGCACUCUCUACUGAAUGAAAUAAAGUGUCUUCAGAUUCUCUUGCUCCUGGCUAGUAUAAGCAAUAGGCAGAUUUUUCAAAGUCAAUGCAAAGUCAAAUGAGAACUCGAAAGGACGAGGAUAGGAAAUUUUGUUCGCAGCAUAUUCUCUUAACAAUGAGUCCGAAACAACGUAACGUGAAAACCAACCAUGGCCCUGUGUCCUACUGCAUGCUCGCACACGUUUUGCAUGCUUAUAGCGGAGCUCUCGCGCGCGAGAAGCGCGCGCACCGGAGCACCAUGGGUAAGAAAAUUUGCAUUUCAAGCAAAAAAAAGGAGAGUUAAACAACAACAAAGCCGAGUCUUUCCUUCCACUACAUUUUAAUUUCUACAUUGAGUAACAGAGAAAGAGCUAGAGAGAGAGAGAUAAAAAGCGAAGGUGACCAGUUUCGUUGGAAGAAAAACAUGGAAAUUUUAAUGCGGUUGUAAGAAAAUGAGAAAUGCUAGCGGCCAGGGGCCGGUUGCUCGAAGCCUGGUUAGCGCUAACCGGUGGUUAAGAGGUAUCAAAAUGUAUAGGUUUCCAUGGUAUUUAACGCUGGUUAGCACUAACCAUGCUUCGAGCAACCCGGGCCAGGAAGGUGAAAAUAAGCGGCAGUGAAGAAUAAAAGCGAACAGGAACACACAUGACAUUUCUUCCUUAAUAGGUGUAACCAGGAAGUUUCUGGAAUUUUCACGUUGUAGUCCUGCAAAACAACGGCAAAGAAAUGUACAAAAAAAGUGUGCUGCACGUGCAAAGUUGCCUUUUUGCUAAUUAGACCUAUUGUUGUUUUUUCAUCAUUCUCGUUGCCUUCGCCCCUUAGCAUAAAAUUACACGAUUUUAUAUUUUGUUCGAGUUAACUAUAAAUAUUAACGAGAGCUUCACUUUUAGCCCUGGCUAAGGGCCUGUUUACAUGGAGUGGGGGACCCCGGUCUAGUGGGGUUCGUUUCUUUUGUUUUCACGCUCUGGGGAACACAAAACAAAAGAAACUUACCCCACUAGACCGGAGUCCCCCACUCCAUGUAAACAGGGUCUAAAUCUAUACAUCAGGCGAAUCUUUGCUGACGUAAUCGUUUACAUUUUUGCUCAUUAGCAUACGAGUUGACCCAUAGGAGACGCCUCCGUAUGCAUAGAUGAAAUUCAAAAGUUGAAACAUAUUUAGUAGAGGGGAAUAUGAUUGCGCGAGUUUUUGCAGUAUUGGUAUGAUUGUCCUGUUUCGUUCGGCAUUAUGAUGAGGCAUGUGUUUUUGUUUUUUUUUUUGGCGUGUAUAUUGUUUUUUUUCUUGUUUUUUCGUUGCUAAGGCUGAUAAGCAAACAUACAAUUAAACGUUUUCAAGUCUCCUCCCAAGUUGUUACUAGAUUCUAACAAAUAUUAUAUCAAUUCUUUUGAACAGAAACUCUCACUGCUUACACAGAACUGAAGGACACAGCUUCUGAGGAAAGUUUGAAACGUUUUCUUUCAGUUUUUAAGGACAACGCCUCCCAGGUAAAUGUUCGUAAUUUGCCAUACCCCUUGAUUUAUAACUUGCCCUUUUAAGCUUGCGUUUAAUACCCGACCUCGGGAAAAUACGUCAAAAUAAAAAAAAGUGGAAAAAAAAAAUGCUAAAGUAUGUUUUUUUUUCAGUCUAUUUAAUGAAUUGAUAAGCCUGCGUAGCUGGCGGUUUUGUUUUUCGAGCGCGUAAACGGAAUCUGUGGCGAGACCGCGAGAAGAAUGGGGCAGCUCGUUCGCGCACGCUCUGCGCGACAGCUUUUUGUCCCCUCUUGCCAAGAACUUCUUAUUGAUAGCUAUUUUUCGCGCAUUCUAAAACACCCAGGUUAUCUGCUGGAUAUCCUUACAUAAGUUACUACUUAGUCGACGUUUUUUGUUCAGUUAUCAUUGUGAGAGAUCACAAGAUCAAACUCCCGUGGAAAACAAACGUCCGUUGCGAAAUGUUAGGCGUAACAGGGACUUUCUUUUCAUGUUUAAUUUCUCCCCAACUUACCAUUGGCUGCAUGGUUUUUUGCCAGGUAGGUCUAUCAUUGUAAUUGUAAUUUUGUAAUUUGUUUACCCACGAAGCACUUAGGAGUUCAUAUAUGAACUCGUUUAAACGUGUCCGUGCGUUCCAGAUCGAAUGGGAAUUUGAAAGCAGAGGGAAAACCGGAGUACGUGGAGAAAAACCUCUCGGAGCAAGGGAGAGAGAACCAAUAACAAACUCAAUCCACAUAUGGCUUCAACGCCGGGAUUUGAACCCGGGCCACAUUGGUGGGAGGCGAGUGCUCUGACCAGUGCGCCACCCUUGUUACAGCAAGAAUUAUCCCAAGUGGUCCAAUAAUUCACCAAAGCUCUUGAAAUGAGACAAUGCGUUGAUGUCAAUUAUUUAGAUUUCUCUAAGGCUUUCUAUCGAGUGUCCCACGUAAAACAUAUUAUUUAAACUAGAAUACCUUGGUGUUAAAUGUUCUUUGUUGGGGUGGUUCAGAUCGCACUUAAGACCUGGCAGAAGACAUAGGGUUGUGAUAGAUAAUGAGUCUUCCGAUUUUCUCCUGGUUACAUCUGGGGUCCCUCAAAAGUCAAUUCUGGGACCUUUACUCUUCUCAAUCUUUAUUAAUGACAUGCCUAAAGUAAUCUGACGUGAAACAUCGUUACCUCUCUUUGCCGAUGAUUCUAUUGUGCUUUCGUUUAAUCCUUGGACAGGACGAUUGUCACAACUUACAGGAUGAGUUAAAUGACUUAUUGUUACUUGUGGAAUGGAGUUCAAUGUUAAAAAGUGUAAGGUUUUGAGGGUGGCACGUGUUAGAUCCGCAGUUGAUAGGGAUUAUUUCCCUGGGGGAAUCAAGUUAGACCGUGUUGCUUUUGAGAAAGACUUAUGGAUUUUGAUAAUUAAGUUGGAAUAAGCACGUUGAUGUUAUCACUUCCAAAGCUCAAAAGAUGCUCAACCUCCUUUAUCGUACGUGUAAAGAAAUAACUGAUGCUAGAACAAAGAAAUUACUUUACGUAAUAACUUGGGUUCGAUCGCGCCUUGAAUACCCUAGCGUGGUAUGGUCGCUGCAUACUAAAAGAAACAAUACAAACUUAUGACAGGUGUAACGCAGGGUCACGAGAUUCAUUCUUGGUAAGGAUUACUCUGAGCGCGAGAGCCUUAGUAAAUUAAAUUUAUUACCAUUACAGUAUCGUAGAGAAAUUAAUGAUCGCGUAUUGUUUUUAGAGUGUUGUAUAGAUAUGAGUAAUUUAAAUAUUAUGGAAUAUGUGUCUUUUCGCACUUGUAUCAAGCCGCUAAGAAACGUUGACCAUCUGACGCUAGAUGUCCCUUUUAGUUGGACAGAAACUUUUAAAAAUUCUUUUUUUAUCCGUAUUUUUUAUCUCUCAAAAUCAGGGACUCGUCCUCCUUGUCAAUUUUUCGCAGGAACCUCAUUUCCUUUUAUGAUGAUAUGUUUAACACAAAAUUCCUGUGACUGUUAAUGUAGCUUUUAUUCUUAUUUCUCAUGAUUAUCUGUGAUAGUGAGUGCGCUCAAGGUCACAUGCCUUAACAUAUUUUUAACUGUAUUUUUAUUCUUUUUUAAAUUGUACAAUAAUUUAAAGUUAUUCUUGUAAUAGCAGAGUUAAAGUUAAAGGUAAACCGGACAAACCACAGAAUGUUUAAUGUUUUUUAAAGUAUCAGGUGUUUAUUUCGUAUACUUUCCCUAAGUUUCGUCUUCGCUGAACAUAUGAAAUAUAGGUGGUGGUCUAUCAAACUCGGUUAUCGAUCUCUACAAUCGCGAAGAUAAAAUUAAUAGUCAGAACUACUAAUAUCUCUUCCUUAUCUGGUAUUCGCCCUUUCGUCCACACUAUACAGCUAAAAACCUUGUUCGUUUACCCAGAUUUUUCCCCAACAUUCGCUGAAACGUCCAUUAUCAAAGGUCUCUUAUCCUAGAAAAGUAGGAGAAAAUUUGAGUUGACUGGAUGUGUAUGUGUAAUCAAAUAGUAACGAGUGAAAUUACAACAGAGAAUAAUUUCACCCGCGUUUUGUCCAAAUUCUAAUAAUUUCCCGACAUUUCGCGCCAAAGUUAAGGAGUUAUUUGUCACCCAUGAUAUUAAAGAUAUUAAGUGUUUGAUGAACCCUCCCAAAUGAUCCAUCACUGUUAAGGCAAUACGGCAGUUAGACAAAUGAUCACUUCCGGGUACGUUGUGUGUAGGUCCAGUCCACUGUGGGGAAAAAGGGUCUUUCCCCACAGAGGAUUAGAAAUUUUGAACUCACAGUCACACUGCAAAAUGAAAAAGGUGAAUAAGAAAUUUAACUAGUGACUUGAAAACUGACACAAAAUUUUAAGUAAAUUUAUAUUUGCUCUCCAAAUAGCCAUGGUUUCCUUUGUGUGUUUGCUUGAAAUGCUUUGGAGUCUAUGAAUGCGUGGCUUCAAACUAUUGCCUUCUAGAACAUAUGCAAAAACAUUCAGCACUACUUAUAAUAUGAAUAUGAUUUUCAGAAACUGCUGCAUAAUAUAUAUAUAUAUACAUAUAUUUCUGAUUUAGCAGCAUGUGAAAGUCAUUUCUGUAACGCCGUCGCCGUAACCUUCUUUUGAAGAACCCAGGCUCAUGCCUUUGGCUCAUUUUGUGUGAUCACUGCCUGGGAACAUUUGAUGUUGAAACGAAAGAAAUCUAGACUACAAAACAGCUGAACUGGAUCAUUAUACGUUUCUGGUAAACCGCCCACCUACCCCUCUCCUGAGCCAAUAUUUUGCCCUAAGUGAGAAGUCAGUGUUAAUGUUGGCUUAGGGGAGGGGUAGGUGGACAGUUUCCCAGGAACAUAUAUUAAUGAUCUGGGACGAGUUGUUCAAAGCUGGGUUAAGAUAACCCAGGGUUAGUUCGAAAUUUGAAUUCAGAUAUGAAAGCUUAAAGCUUGGCUACGCUAAAAAGAAUAGAGAAAAUUGUCCGAGAAAAUGCUUUUGAUGAAAAGAAAAAGAGACCCGGGUUAAAAUUUAACCCUGGGUUUGCGCUGAUCAGCCUUCGAACAACUGGGCCCUGAACUGUCUGGAGCAAGGUCUGAGGUGAGGGUGAAAACGGAGAGUGAGACUGGGGACAGACGCGAAAUCGUGUUGCAUUUUCAUUUUUCACGCUGUUUAUUGAUUCAAUCAACGCAUACAAUCGAACUGUUGUGCAUGUAUACUACUGACAACCUAAACCUGUACCUAUUGAAAGUUUGUCUAAGUGCGGCAAAAUCAAAUGGAAAUCAACUGUACUGUUCUUGCCAAAGAUUGGAUAUAUCGUUGUUGAAAUCAACCAGAAUCAGGCAUUAGACUCUCGUCUUGCUUGUCAUGUACAUUUUCCCUUUGUAAACUGAAGCAUAGAUUUUGAUAUCUUUGAUGUCAAUCGGCUCCACCGCUAGUGGGUUCUGCUCCAGGAUUGUAAAAUUGGCGAGUUUUCCUCCUUCAAUGGUGCCCAUGAUGUCGUCAGUGCCCAAGAUUAUGGCGGCGUUCUUGGUGAUGGCCAGCAUGCCUUGAUAGGGUGUCACCCUGAGAUCUUCUCUGUACGUGUUCCCGUCUGCUGUAACGCGGGUGAUGGCACUCCAGGCCAGCAGGAGAGGCGCCGACGGUGCCAUAGUGAAGUCGGAGUGGAAGGCUGUAACCACGCCCCUGUCAAAGAGCCAUUUCAUUGGAACCAUGGCUUGAGCCCUUGCAGUUCCGAGACCAUCUUCGCUAUACUUGUCAGCCAGUGUGUAGAAGUAGUAAGGGGCUGCAGACACCAAUAAGCCCAACUGAGCGAUUUUAUCAGCUUGGUCUUCAGUAAAGUAACCAGCAUGCUCCACUGUGACUCGAUGGUUUUCUCUCGGGGACUCCUUGUUGAGGGUUUCCACGACCUCCAGCAGCUUCUGCAUGCCAAGGUCUCCAUUGGUGUGUACAUGGAUCUGAAAGCCAUUUCUCCAGUAAACCCGCAUGGUUUCCUCCAGUUCUUCUGGCUGCAUGAUCCACUGACCAUCGUGUCCGUCUAUGUAUCCGUCUUUCAUCUGCAUCAGCUGUGAAUAGAACGCUCCGUCACAAAGACAUUUGACAUGGUUGUUGUAGAGAACCAGUUGAUCGUCACUUAAUUUCUUUGCGAGAUCUUGGAUGUGCUCUAUAGCCUUCUGGUUGUCUCCGCCAUACAUCUUAGAGUAAUUUCGAGCACUGGGAACCAAGUAGGUAGAGAAAUGUGAGAUCUUCUUGUUCUUCAGAAUCUCCUCGGCCUUUUGUUGCUCCAGUUCUUCAUUUACCAAAGGAAACUCUAGAUCAGCAACGGCGGUGAGCCCGUUGUGGUGAACAAUCUGCAUAACCCAAAUAAACAGACAAAUCAUUUAACUUUGCACUUACGGUAUCAGCGGCCAUCUUAGGGGACCCCCCGGGGGAUUUGCACAUUUGCAUUUUUUGGAGAAAAAUUGUUGGCUCUACACAUGUAGAUCGUGCACCGGCAUAAAAAUGUAAACGUUUUCGUCCAUGUUUAAGGCUUCAUGUCAAAAAAGGACACUCUGUUCAAGACACUAAAUAGUGUAAUCGUAUCCCCUGUUUAAGACUCUAGACUCUUAAACCCAUACCCGGUUCAGCGGCACAUACCUGCUUAGGCCAUGCAAGGAAAUGCCACCCCCUCUUCCCACCCGGACAAAAAAAGUAACAAGAUCAACAGUUCAAAAAGAAGCAAUUUUUAACACAUUUAGAAUAUGUUUUAAAAAACUCUUUGUUUAACUAGUAACAUACAGUAUUUUGAUAUGUUACUUUUCUUUUUAAUGACGUAUUAUUUUUUUCUCUUGUAUUUAUAGAACAUUCAAAUUCUAUUUUCUUUUGACUUGAUAACGACGUCCGACAACGUCGAAACGUCACGUUUUUUAAAAUUUCUUUCAAUGUUUUUAAGCAAAAAAUUUUUUAUAUCAAAAUGAACAGUAUUGUGGACUCUAUGACUCUGAGCGAGUAUUCUGACAUCGAAGUUAAGAUUUGAAAGGGCGACAUUGAUCUCUGGACGGCUUACGCGUAUCAAUCGGAUUGACUGAACACUCUGCUAAUUAUUAACUUUCUUGAUAUUUGCUAGGAAUCGAACCACAUUCCUGUUUCAGCUCUCAUUUCCUGGAAGGUGUUCGCGGCACGUUUACGGUACGGUAACUCCUCCAAUCACAGCUUUGCUUUUAUCAGUGCCCCAUGUGUGAUUUAUUGUCGCGUGAAAACAAGUGAUCAACUAGAGUCGAGUCCGGUUAAAAAUUUAUGAGAUUAGCAGCCGCAGCAGAAAGAAAGUCGAACAAAUGUGAUCCACAACAAGGAUGUGUUUAUAAAGCUUGGAGAGGGGAGGGGGGAGGUACUUUGGUUAAUUUUUUGGUUAAUUUGCUGUGUAUGUGCUGCAAGCGGCUCGGCGCCCCUACCCCAUUAUAGUCUGUUCUGUGGCCAAUUAUAGACCCCGUCUUGGUCACUUUUGGGCAAAUAUAAUUUUCGCGAUCCCUAUUUUAGUUUUGCAUCUACCUUAUUUCCAAUUGAUUGACACACUUUUAAAUUGAGUGAAGAACACUUUACUUUAUACCUAAUAAUAAACAACAACUUUCGGACCUUUUUAACCGAGAAUCUUCCCAUUUUGAAUCCCUACUUAAUAGAAUCUUUUUACCCCCAAAAUCCGAAAAUGUGCGACCCCAUUUUAGUCAAUCCAGGCGUGAAAAUGCGACCCCAUCCACCGACACAUCCCCAUUAGCCUCUUAUAAGGAAGUAUUCCCCCCCCCCAUUAUAAAGUUGCCUGGUAUAGCACAGGUGUCCCAAGCUCACUUUCCGAGUGUGGGAUGUAAAUUUACUUUCUCACAAGAGAGUCGGUGUCACGUUACAGGCGACGGGUCAGACGUUUUAUGAGAAUAAAAUACUCCCGGAAAUAGACUGUUCACAGUCCUCUAUUUUUCCGUAAGAUCGUCGAGAUCGAGCGCUCUGCGUUAGGGCUAGCCUGCGAACCGCAGACGCAUUUCCGGUCGUCGCUUCUCUCCCUCCGAAAAAUAGCUAUUUUUCGGAGGGAGAGAAGCGACGACCGGAAAUGCGUCUGCGGUUCGCAGGCUACGUUAGGGCCUGCCAUCUUGCAUGAGUGUCAAAACUACUUAGGGGGCGGGGAGCGGUUUGGGAGGAAGCGAGAAAAACCUAGAGCUAUAAUCCCCGACGCCCGCCCCCUCGGUACAUUUGAAAAUCAAGAUAGCCGUGGUGGUAAGACGCGGUAUAUCUAAACGAACUCACGAAAAAAUAGGAGACUGUGAACACACCUAGAGCUAUAAUCCCCGACGCUCGCCCCCUCGGUACAUUUGCAAAUCAAGAUAGCCGUGGCGGUAAGACGCGGUAUAUCUAAACUAUCUCACGAAAACAUAGGGGACUGUGAACAGUCUAUCCCGGAAAAUACUGAGGUCUGCGAACGCUAAAUAUCAUUAUACUCUACCUUUUCGUCUUCAAAAAAUAAAGGAGACUUACCUUUGAUGUAUUCCUGUGUUUUUUCGGUGCGAAUUAAUCGAUUUAGUCGUUUUUUAUUGUGUGACCCCUGUAAAACUUGAAGGGAGUUACACGGGGGAACACCAUAACAGCAAAAAGAACGACUAAAUCGAUGAAUUCACACCAAAAAUCACAGGAAUACAUCAAUGGUAACUCUCCCUGAUUCAUUUUAUAGACGAAAAGGUAAAAUAUAAUGAUAUUUAGCGUUCGCAGACCUCGGUAUAUUAAUUCUCAUACAACGUCUCAACGGUCGCCUGUAACGCGACACCGACUCUCUUGUGUGAAAGUAAGGGUGUGUUUCCUUAAUUUGACGUGUUACCACAAGUCCAGCUUUUCUGGCCAGUGGGUGGGGAAUUGUUUGAAGCGGUCCUGUCCCGGGGGUAUGGGCUGGGGCAAAUCAAAAAUAACUUUUGUAAUCGGCUCCUGUCUCACGUGGUUUGCACGAAGCUUUGGAACUUAAGACUAUGUAUUUUUAAGAGAAAAUGCAGGAAUUUUUCUUAGAGUGGUUGAAGAGGAAUGAGCUCUCAAAAUUAAAGUCCGUAUUUGGAGGUAUGUUUUAAAAUUUCAAGCGAAUAUGCUAGCGAAUGGUGCGUACUCAGGGGCGGAUCUGGGGGGUGCACCCCUCCCCUGAGAUUACCUGUGGUUUCCUAAUACAACUGGUAUUCUGCAAAAAAAAAAACUAUGUGGUUUAUUGGUGUUGAAGUAGAGCAAGAGACGAGUACACCCGCUCCUAAAAAAAAAAUCCUGGAUCCGCCCCUGGUACUUGAAUGCCUUUGUUUUGCAAAAGAAACAAAGAAAUAUUUCUUCAUUCUAGUUUAAAACUAAGACAACUUUAAAAGAUGGAUGAAAGUGGGUACAAGGCUAUAUAUAGUAAACAGAGAUUCGGUCAAGUGUUCUUAUAAAGUGUUCUUUCAAAUGUAUUGUUCACGUUGUAACGCCGUAAAUGUAUUAUUCUUCUGUCAAUAGACUCUAGAAAAAGUUCAGAAAACGUCUCGUUUUGCUAUUGUAUUGAUAUACCCUCAAAAAACUUAUAUGAAGUCGAUCAGGAGAUAGGGAGUGGCGAAUUGUCUCCUUCUGUGUGCCCUGGGAUGGUGUGACCACCAGGAAAAAACAUGCAAAUCCCUGGGGUAUGCCCCGGGGGGGCAUGGUAACAGGUCAAAUUAGGUCAGUUCCAUGGAUAUACUAAGGGUGCGUUUCUUUACUAAAAUCCAAAUCCGUAUUUUUAAUCCAAAAACGGAUAGUUCGUUUCUUUACUUAAAUCCAACAACUGAUUAUUGAUCCAAAUGAUCCACACCGGAUACUUUGGAUACGUGAUCCGCAGACGACGAUCGAAUAGUAUAUAUCCUAUGAUGCAUUUUUUCCAGAAGCAUCACGCAAUAUCGCAGUUAUGGCAGAUUCCAUCGUUUUCUCUUCGGCUUUUUUCUCACUCGAUUUCCAAUAAAAGUAAGAAAAUUACAUUAUCUCGUUAUUUGACAUGAUUUCUCCGAUUUGCAAUGGUUUAAGAGCGAAGUUUCCACAUAGAAACAUUUAUUUUCAUGGUUUCAAUUAGUCUUCCCAUCACAAAGAGACCCACAACAAGGUCAUGAAUAUUCAAGAUUUUUUGGAAUAUAUGUUGAAAUCUUCCAAAUGUAGACCUCACGCCAGCAAAAUGACCGCACAUUAAAUCAAAAUUACCAAAUACCGCUUGAAAAAAAGCUCAAUACCGCAAUACCGUAAAUCCCCAUGUCCCUUUCUUACAGUAUAUUGAAAUUAAAUUAUAGUCGCAUUAUAGUCCUUCUAUUUUAAACAGGGGCACCCAAGUACUGUUUUCUGUAAAAUAUCUUUUCGGAGAAGAAAGUAUUGCGUAGAAUUUUCUUUUGCUUGGGAGCGGCUUAAAAAUUUCUAGAUGAACUUUCCAUUCAUGUACAAUUCGUAAUAAAUUCCCUACGAUUUUCUGAAGUUUAAUUUUUCAUACUUUACUACCCAGGUUACACAAUUUUCCCAGAAAAAGGAAACCUAUAAUUUUCGGAUUCUAAAAUGUGAUGGAGAGAGGAAUCAGAAAAAUUCUUACUUUCGUAAAACGUUAAAUUACACCUCAAAUUUUCGGAAAAUUAAUACUGAAGCCCCUUUAAUUUCGAAAAGGAUGACCGAACAGAUAAAAAUUUUGUAGCGCCGCUUAGAACGCACUUCUAGAGAUCUAAAAGUGCUCUGGAUAACCUAAAAAGUGUUUUCAACGUAUUUUUGAGCUAUUUUGAAAAAAUAGCUCAUAUGUCAGUGGUGUGAGCGUAUGUAUCUUUGUGGCUUUGUAUCUUUGUAUCUUUGUAACUUUGUAUGUUCGGAUGUUUGUUGCAAGAGCCAAUAAGGUUGAAGGUACUAUUAGUUGAUGCUUAGGAACCAAUGAGAUCUUAGCAUCUACUUAAACAUGACAUUGGUAAAGGUCGAACAAGGGCACUUUGAGACCGCCAUCUUUAUUCUUCACAAUUUUUUCGCCUUUUAUUACGGCUAGAGGUGUUUGGAAGAAUUACAUUAAAUAUCUUCAUUAUUCAAACGCUGUGUACAAUGAUGCAGCUGUUUAAGGGUUCAUAUUUUAGUAUGGAUGCUGCUUCAAGGCAUUUCUAACCUAAUUCGGCUAUCAGUACAACGCACGUCAGUAUGAGUUCUGUUUCACCUGCUACAACUGGGUAGAGUAUAAAAGAUCAUAUAUUUUCAAAGCUCUUCCAAUGAAGCAAUAAUUGAUAUUUAGAUAUAGACUUUAAUUCGAAAGUAUGCGCCCUAUAAAAUGUGGUUUUAGAAGUUUAAAAAGGCAGCUUAUUUUUGUGAAAGCUGUACCGAGUAUUGUUAAUCCUGUAAACAAGCUUUAAAAAUAUUAUUCUCUCGCUUACAAAGUUCAACAGACCUUUUUCGUUCUGGCAAAACAAAAAAAAAAGAAUAAUAAGUGAACAACAUGAUACAUCCUUCCUGCAUACUAAGUAUUAUAGUUUCUGAAACGUAUUUUAUUUAGUAAAGACGCGUAACUUAAGUAAAAACAGUAGCGUUAGGGAAUAAAAUUGGAAGAAGCUAGUUGACACAAUAAUUAGAUACUGUUGUAUUGAGUGGAGUAACAUGAUACAAGUAGAAAUAUAUUUCGGCAGUUUGAUAAUUUUCUUGGAAGUUAAUAAAUGUUAGGCUAUCAACCUUGACGUUGCAUGAAACAUAAUUUAAUUGCAGAUGUUGUAAUAAAGCCGAGGUGAUUUCUGAAAAUCGCUUGAGAAAAUUUUGUAGUGAAACAAUUUGCCUUUUUUUUUACGCACGAAUUGUAAAAGGGCCAAAGAUCAACAUCUUCACAUGUAAAUUGUGUGCAUGAGUUAUUUUUAUAAUUCUGUUUACUAGAUUACUGUGUGAUAACUCGAAUUCCCUCACGUACGAACCACGAAAGGGGGCAAAGUCCAACACUUUCACGUGCCAGCUGUGUGACUGUCCAUCUCAUGCAGAUUGGCUUUUCACAAUAAUAAUAGUAACUUGGACGAAUGAAGACCUGUUUCGUUUAGUAACCAAUGCCCUAAAAAACGCUCUUGCCUUUGAGAAGCAAUAGCUUUUAAAACAUGAAGAAAUAAGUUGUCGGAGUUAAAGAUUGUCUCACAAAUGUUAAUAAAUGUUAGGUUAUCAACCUUGACGUUGCAUGAAACAUAAUUUAAUUGCAGAUGUUGUAAUGAAGCCGAGGUGAUUUCUUAAAAUCUUUUGAGAAACUUUUGUAGUAAACAAUUUGCCUUUUUUUUACGUACGAAUUGUAAAAGGGCCAAAGACCAACAUCUUCACGUGCAAAUUGUGUGCAAGAGUUAUUUUUAUAAUUCUGUUUACUAGAUUACUGUGUGAUAACUCGAAUUCCCUCACGUACAAACCACGAAAGGGGGUAAAGUCCAACACUUUCACGUGCCAGCUGUGUGACUGUACAUCUCAUGCAGAUUGGCUUUUCACAAUGAUAAAUAGUAACUUGGACGUAUGAAGACCUAUUUCGUUUUGUAACCAAUGCCUUAAAAAAGGCUCUUGUCUUUUAAGAAGCAAUAGCUUUUAAAACAUGAAAUAAGUUGUCGGAGUUAAAGACUGUUUCACUGAGUAGAAUCGCACGUGAAAACCUCGUGAAUUAUGAUGAUGCAACUAUCUACCACAAUCAUAAAAAUCCUUGUAUUUCGUAACUACUCAGUACCAGUAUUCGAUGAGUCACAUUUUGGCUUAAGAAACUUCGAGGAAACCGUAGAGUUUUCCUUCUAAUCAACGUUUGGUGAGUAUAAAUUUAUUUUACUUUAACAAUUUGUUCAACUUGCACCAGAUGUAACAGGGAAAGACAGAGGAAAGUGAAUAUAUAGGUUGAGGAUCGACUCAGCUGAGCGUUUCGCGUUUUCAUUUAUGUAGCGCAAUACCCAAUUUCGCGCAAAAACCAAAUCUACAUUUAGGAUGAAAAAGGUAGAUUCAUCAUUCUUGGUAAGGUUACACCGAAGUAUUCAAAAUAGCUCAUGCACGUUUAACGUGCCUAUGUUUAAGGAAACCGUCGUUGGGGGCCCCUGUUUUAAAGCACAACAAAGGCGAAAAGAAAUAUGCAUCGUUAAACAACAGCCAUAAUAAUUGCCACAGAAAUUACGCGAACGGGGCGGAUAUUUCUUCAAAUAGAGUUUUUCAGAUUUAGGGGAAAAUGCACUUGUAUGGAACACAUUUUCCCGCUCAGUCAAAAUAUUCACUAAGUCAAAACUAACUCUUUUAGGUUAAAUCUACGAGCGCAUUUCACAAGUGAGAGCCCACAUAAAUUGAAUAAGUUGUCAGAAAACAGAAUGCACAAAUCAUAUGUGAAAAUGUAAAACCACUUGAUCUCACGUUUCUAGUCUACUAUGCAUGAUUUAAGUUUAUUUUCUCGCUGGCUUUGAAAAAUAUUUUUUCAUGAAACCUAUUUCACCAGGAGGUGCUCUUGAGAAACCGCCUCCACUAUAGAGGGGUAUACUCUGCCAUACAUGUGCUGUGAUAUUUUGAGUACUUUAUUGAUAAAAUUCUACUAUCACAGUAUUUUCCAAUGCUGCUACCUGUUGAUGUUCGUGACAAAUUAUUAUCAAAGUAACGUAAUUGCCCUAUGAUGUAAUUUUGAUUCCUAAAAAUAACUUUUGCAAUAGUGUAUGUACUCGUAUGGUCAUGUGAAUAAAGCUCGUUGUUGUUGCUACCCUUGGUAGCUUUGUUUGCUUUGAAGCAGAUUUUUCAUACAAAAAAUAAGUUUGCAUUCCACCUUGUGUAUUCGCAGGUAUUCGUGAUGCUUUAAACUCAAACUGCUUUUAAACAAUGAAUAACUACUGCAAUUGUAUUGUGCAAAUUGAAUCAAACACCACUUUGCUUCUUAUUACCUAAAAAGGCGGAAAAGGUCUUUCCAAUUCAGUUUAAUCGGAAAACUCUAACACACAUGAUCCCCGAGAUCGAUCGAUCGUUCUUUGCUUCCUAGUAAAGGACGCGUAUCAGGAAUGUCAUUAAUUAUUUUGUGCCUUCGACAAUUUUUAUGCGUCGCAGGACGCAGAGGUAACAAAAUCACCGCGAGACGCAUCUUUACUUCAGGGGCACCCAACGGGAAUAUAGUUUAAAACCACUGAAACAUACAUAGCAUUGCUGAACGUAUUUUAGUAUUUAAGCGGUAGAUAUAGGCAUAUUUUUAUCCCCUAAAAAUUUUUCAUCUGUUUGGAUUUCCUAGCUGAAAGUCUAGUGAUCCGAAAAUUAGAGGGAUCAAAACUUACCUUUUCGAAAAUUUCGGUCAGAAAAAAGGCUCCCGAAAAUUCUAGGUGACCUUUUAGUAAAAAUCCGUUAAAAAUGGGCAACUAUACCAUUUUUUAGAUGUUCGAAAAUCCUAGGAGAGGCAGGCAAGCAAGAAAUUUUACAACAAAUGUUCCGAAAAUUCUAGAUCUCAAAUCGUCUUCCGAACACAUAUUUUCCAAAAAUUGUCGUUGGGUGCCCCUGUUACUUGGCUUGUCUAAAGCAGUACCCUUGAGCUAACCGUAAAGAAUACAAUGAAAGGCGAUGCGCGAUACGGAUACCGUCGAUAUUGUGGGUCGUGUCUAUGGAAAUUAAAGAAAAAUAAUCCGUUUUUGGAUACAUUGUUUCAUUUCUUAAUGAAAGAUCCUUAUAAUCCGAAUUUUUUAUCUGAUCUCGGAUUUUAGUAACGAAACGCGCCCUAACAUUACAUUCCACACUCGUAACGUAACGUAACGUGAGCUUGAAACGCCUGUGGUUUGAUAAUUUACGGUAUUCUAAUUGUGAAAAUCUGUAGUCAAUAAAAUAUAAUUUUAUACCUGCACUAAAUCAUCGUAGCCAGACAUCAUCAUUGGCAUAACAAUUGUGGAGAAGUACUCGGUGGCCAUUAGAGCAUCCAAACCCAUCUCAAAGAAGUGACCGAGAUCCCAUUCCACUUGCGGGUUAUUCUUCAGUUCCUCCUGCUUGUCAGCGUCCAGCUGGUUCCGGGCGAAGGUGUUGAGGUACACUUCAUGAAAGCUUCGGUGCCACACCACGACUGGUGCGUUCUUGGCGGUGUUGUUGAUUCCGUCUAUGAUCUCUCUGCUCAUAUCGCCAUGAAAAUACUGGUGAUAUCCCCAAGUUACUAGAGGCUGGUCGGGCUUGGCUUUUGCAUUAAUCAGAUCGUUGAGGCGACUUCGGUAUUCCUCUUGGGUCCUUACGCCUUUGUACAAACCACUUGGAAGAGUCCAGUCGAACGGGGUGAUGAAAUCCAUUCUCAAAAUCAGGGCCGCCAUGGAAGGAUGAAGAUGAGGGUCAAUGUGUCCUGGCAUCAUGGUUCGGCCUUCGAGGUCGAGCUUGGCCGCGUCAGGGAAUAAAGCUUCGGCGUUUGCUAGGCUUCCAGUGAAGGCUAUUUUACCGUCUUUUUCCACGACAGCUUCGACAUACUGCGCCGUCUCUCCAACCAUAGUGAGAAUACGACCGCCGAAGUAAAGAGUCAUUUUGAGUUCAAGCGAAGAACGUUAGCUGAUUGCAGACUGGACGUACACACAAGCGUUGUGCAAGUUUUGUGCAACCCCUAACUUGCGACCGCAGUUUUUAAACUACUUGCAUCAGCUCCGCCCCCCAAUCCGCCCACAUAUAUACAGCCAAUCACCCUGCUCCACUUAUUAAUGACCCUGGCAUUUUCUGCUGGAUAUAAUUACAUUGUUUUAACUGCUGUAAAUGCAUUGUCAUUUAAAUAGGAAUCAAAAAUAGAACAAAAAUAUCACACAAAUAGAACGUUUUCCCGACUUUACAAAGUCAUAAAAUUCAUCUGUUCGGCCCUUUGGGCCCUUUCACAGACCCAAAUGACAGAUUUCUCUACUCUUUCAUAUACUACAACGAGUAAAAUCCCUACCCUUUCAUACACCUGAAGCCUGAAAAAGGUACCCAUUUCGGGCGGAGCCUCCCCGUAUAGGCCGUUAUAGGGAGUACACCCCCCCCCCCGCCCCCUUGAAAUGGCGAAAAUUGUAUUAGAAGCUGCUGCAAUUAAAAACAUACUGUGUGGAAUCAGUUUUGAUUACUCUGUCUUUCAAGUGUAGUUAAUGAGACCUUGUUUUGGCAACGAUAAGAAUAAGUCUUUUUAAAAUACGUUAAAUACUCAAAUAUUCUCGAAGUGUUCAGUGUUAAGAGGGGCGGGCUGCUGUCAGCAAGUUCGGGUGUCUCUUGAUUUUCCGGAAACCAUGGUUUUGUUCGCUUUUGUGUCGUGCUGUGAGGCAAGUUCACGGCUCGUCAAGUUUGCGCUUUUAUUUUAUAUUUGAUUUAAACUUUUACUUCGUCUAUGUUUUCCUUUUUGAUUAAAUUGGUUUCUGUUGGUCAGUUGCCCGGUCAGUUGCUCCAACUUGAUUUGCGUGCUUCUGUAGGCAACCAUGCACUGUCUGUAACAAAGCACCAAAUGCUUAGAUGGGGCUUCAAACAAUUAUUCUAUUAUUUUUUGUUAUUGGUUUUAAAAUAACUUUUGGAGUUUAAUGACUUAUCAGCUGUCACUAACAGGUAAACCUUACAUGAGCUAGAUUAUGUAAUGCUUUUCAGGGAAUGAAGAACAUUUCUCACUGUGUGAGAAUCAGUUUCGAUUACUCUGUCUUUCAAGUGUUUGUUUGAGUGGCAGCGAUAAGAAAUAUAGGAUAAUGAGCUUCGAGGCCUUCUUAAAAAUAAUGACCGAGGGUGCAGCGCCAGGGCGUUAUUCUAUUUAAUGUAUCUUUCCAUUGCUUUAGAACCAGCAGGUCAUUAUUGUGGCCACUGGAGCAGUAAGCUAUUAUUCGUAAUAAUGACCUCCUGUUCCACUGUAGUGAGCCGCCCUUCCAUUUAUUGAAAAUAAUAACCCGUUCAAAACAAUGGAAAGGUACUCAAACUUACUCGAAGUGUCCAUUGUUCAGAGGGGCGGGCUGCUGUCAGCAAGUUCGGGUCAGCAAGUUCGGGUGUCUCUUGUUGUUCGCUUUUGUGUCGUGUUGUGGGCCAAGUUCACGGCUUGUCAACUUCUUAACGAUUAAAGUGUUUAAGUUUUAUUUUAUUUUUGAUUUAAACUUUUACUUCGUCUAUUUUUUCCUAUUUGGUUUAAUUCUGGUUUCUGUUGAUCAGUUGCCUGGUCAGUUGGUCCAACUUGGUUUGCAUGCUAGUAAGUCUACGUGCUUCCAUGCACUGUCUGUAACAAAGUGCCAAAUGCUGAGAUGGGGCUUCAAACAAUUAUUAUUUUUGUUAUUGGUUAAUAACUUUUGAUAUUAUUUGACCGUUUAUAGCUGGAGUUAAACGACUCAUCAGCUGUCACCAACACGUAAACUUCACAUGAGCUUUUCUGUUCUUUUCAAAGACUUCGCAGGUUCAAGAGCUUUUUCUUUCAAACAAUAUUUCUUCACCUCUCGGCGGGGGUCUCUUGACUGCUUCGCUUUGCAAGAAAAUUAAAUUUUAAACAUACAGCUAUUUCCAGAAUAGCCUGCGAACAGCUGACCUAUUCCCGAUCGUCGCUCUGUUACCUUUCGGGAUUGUCACGUGCACAUUUUUUCCGACAAGCUUUCUCGAAAUAGCCGUAUAAGUUUUACAAAAACUAACUACUGUCAAAUACGGCGCUUUUGCCCUGAGGAAGUUAGGGUCCUUUCGGUAUGAUGAAGUCAACUUGUUAGCGAGGACUAGAGAACACGUUAGGGGCGGAUAAAAUGCGUGAGAGUUAUUGGCUAUUGAGUGCUUAUUUCCUUCCUCACUACUAUCAACUUUUCGCACCUACUUAAGAGAAGAUCAAAUCCUAUCACAAUUACCUCCCUUUCCUGAGGAAGUACUUCAGCUAAUUGUCUUAAUUAAGUCUACCAGUUCCGGCCUUUAAGCAGCUACAAGGAUUGUCAAAUUCGCCAUGAUUAGCCUUUUACACCUGGCUAAUGUCAAAAAUUCACAAAUAUUUUUUUUUGUAAAUAUUACUGUGCAAAAGUUCUGUCCAAGAGGUUUCAUUUAAAUGGUAAUGGUACGUGCAAACGAACGCGACAACUCCCAACAUUGUUGGCGUAGCUAUACUUUGACCGGUUUCAAACUUAACUGGUUAACUCCCAACAACACGCAACAACGUGCAACAGGGUGUGCAAACGGACGCAAAAUGUAUCAUCCAACAAUGUUGGGCGUUGCUUUAAAAACAAAAUUUUUUGUCUUUUAUCUGCCUUUGAUUGAUUUCAUUUGGUGAUUCACUAAUUUUGGUUUUUAAGACAAUUUUUUCGUGGGUGCUAAUUUACUCAUUCACAUGCAGGUCACGUUCCUUAUUUUUCUGGAGGGAUCUCUUGAACGUUGAAGAGGUCAUGUAGCAGUUUCGGAGAAGGAAAGAUGAUUUAUUAGGUUUAUAAACAACCAUAGUCGGUGAGUCCCGGCUUUUAGGGGUUUUAGGGAUGAUUAAAAAUUCGUGGCGGAUUUAGGGAUAACAGGUAUCAUAAUGAUAGGGAUAAGGGUUAACUGCCCCGAUCCCCCCCCCCCCUAAAAAAAAACGUACAUACCGUAAUCACCUAAUAAACGCCUACUUCCAAUAAACGCCCCCUCUACGCUGUUAAAAUUGCAUUAGACGCCCUGCUCUAAUAAGUGCCCCCUCUCUCUGUAUCAGUCGUCUUUCUCAAUGUCAAGUUUCUAGUGGCUAUUCGCACGGGACCCGUACAUCGACUUGUAUUUGUUAUUCAUACGGGACUCUGACUAAACUGAUUAAGGUUAAGCAUAAGGGUUAAGCUACGAAAAUAGUGAUUAGGGCUAAACACUGACCAUAUUCUGAUUAGGGUUACCGUAAAUCCUGACUUAUUUAUUUAUUUCAAGCCCAUUUAAGGGGACCUCAAUAGAGACGAGGGGGCUUAUUUGAGACGAGGGGGGGCUCAUUUAAGUAAUACAGUCUAUCAUUUAUUGGUGAAGAAUAAUUAGGGGAGGGGAGGGGGGCUUAUUAACUUUCUCCCCCUGAAAAGGGAGAGUUAUUAGAGGGAGGGGGCUUAUUUGAGAGGGGGGCUUAAUAGAGGAUUUACGGUAAGCACUCGGCUAGCUUCUAUUGAAGAUUACGGUUGUUGCUAUAUAAUUUAAAAUUAAACCCACUUCACCAGCGUAUACUUCGUUGUAUAGUGGUUAAGACUACGAACUGUAGAUUCUACGCCCCGGUGUCGAUUCUCAAUCUAGCCACACUGAUUUUUUUUUCCUUUAAAAGUUGCCACUGAAUUUUUUUCCUUUAACAUUGAACAGUGAUUUAAAGGACUUACAGGUCCUUACACUUUCAUGGAAAUUUGCUGACCAGAAAUUUCACUUCAAUUUCAAGAAGAGACUUAAUCCCGUAUGAAUAGCAAGUACACGUCAGUUUACGGGUCCCGUACGAAUAUUCAAAUAUUUAAACAUAUUUGAAUACAUGUUUGCUCCAAGAGCUCUUAAGAGCUCAUCGUGAGGGCUUACACCUACACUAAACGUACAACAUACAUAUGACAUCACGAGUAAAUAAUGCCUUUAACAUAAAAAAUAAAAGCGUUUGGACUUGUGUAGCGUAAGAAAACACCACACCCCUGACCGAGGAUCCUGCGGGUGAUCGAUGUUGGGAUUUGAAAGAGCGAUAUGGAUCACUAGACGGCCUACACGUAUCAAUUGAUGGAGUCACGAUAUUCCACUGUUUUCAAGCUAUCUUAAUAUUUUGCCGAAAUCGUAUUAAGUAUCCGGUGCUUAAUUCUCUUUCCGGGAAGAUUAAGUUUGCUUUUAUUUUGCGCAAUGCUGCUGUGAAUUUUUCUGUUGGUCAGUUUCUCCAACAACAACAAUAACAACAGCAAUAAUCUUUAUUUUUCAUCCUCCCAAAUUAUUCACUAAAGAACACGGGCCCGCAGGUAGCUAGUGCUUUGCAUUGUGCUCUGUCAAGGCCAAAUAAUUAUUGUAAUCUUUUAAAAAUCCUGGUAAUUUGGUUAAAAAGCUCUUUAUAGUUGAUUCAUCAGCAUGGGCUUCUGUCAUCAGGCCUACAUGGUUUCCGGCCGCACGGAAUUGAGAGCAAUAGUUAUCUUUCUUCACCUCGCUCUGCAAGUGCUUCUAAAACUAAAAAGUACCUUUUAAAGAAUAGCACGAUAGGCAAUCGGCUUCUGUUUUCAGAAUUAGCAAACACUGAAUUUACUUGUUCCGAAAAUUGAAACUGGUGUCUCCUUCUUCCUGAUAGUAAUUUAUUUUUGAAAUUCCAAAACAAUUUCACAGCUGAAUUUUGAGCGACUUUUAGUUACGGACUUCUGCUCCAACGAUUUUUCUGAAAUUCCUCUGGCAUAUUUAUUAUAUCAAUUAAAGCCAAUACCAGAAAUUUCAGUAAAAAAUAUCAGCAAAAUUUUUUACUAGACGCAAUUUUCUUUGAACAUUAGGGUCCUUUCAAGCGCUAAUUUCUCAAGAAAUAUUUACCAUCAAUGAAAUCGGAAUAUUUCGCAUUAUUGCCGAAUGAUAUUUGUUGUUCUUUGCAAAGUUUCGCAGCCAUCGCGUUAAAAUCGAAAAAGUUAUGACGGAAAAUUUGUCCCAGCUAAAAGCUCUUGUAUUAAUUACGGAGCCACCUUAAGUUGAUUAAGUUUAUAAGUUAAGUUAAGUUGAUUGAUUUAAAAGUUUUACAAAAGCGGCUAAGCCUUGCCUAGAACCAGGCCUGGCCUAGAACGGCGCGUUUGAAGGAGAGACCCGGGGGUAGUCCCUUAUAUAAGCCAUAAAGGUAUGUUUCUGCGCCGUUUGAUCUGAAUGACGGGUAUAGACUUUCCCCAUUUUGGUAUGGUUUUCGAGGGAACUACUUUAUCGUUUCAAUUCCCUCUGAAUUAGAAAGGAAGAGAAAUAUGCGAAUUCGAAAUCUUUUCUGUUGGCGUUCAAAUGUAAACCUAGGAGUACCCCCCGGGGGGGAGCAGAGAGAAAAGAGUCUUUACGUUUCCGGUAUGCCAAAGCCUAACUUGAUAGCGAGGCCAAGAGAACACACGGAGGAAUGAAGUGAUUAGUCUACGCCAGGAGUGUCUUACUAUCAAAAGACCUCGAAUAAAGUUUAAUCGCUACCUUUUGCGUGUACCAACUUAGAAGAAUCUCAAAUCCAUCCUUUCUGAUGAUGCAGUGGUCCGAGCCGACCAGCUCCGCCCUCCAAUUCGCCCCGUUGGGCUUUACGUGGGCGGUUGUCGGCAGCCAUAAAGCUUGUUAACUCCGCCCUUUCACCCCUGAUAGAGGCCAAAGUUAAUCAAAUGGCAAGCAUUUCAAUCAAUGAAACUGUGCAACACAUCUGCCGAAGAGGUUUCAUUUGAAUGGUAACUCCUUCGGAUUUCGUUGGCAGAUUUAAAAGUUAAUGACAAAUCAUUGAAACGUAUUUGUUUUGUUAUCUGUUUUAAAGUUUUAAUUUCCUUGUGAUUGAUUUCAUUUGGGUGUUCACUAAUUAGCUCUCGAAAAGAACUUGAGGGUCUAAGUUCUGUUAUUUAGUAACUGUCUGUUGCCCGGGGAGGUUACUCGACCAAUAUUUGGGUACGGGUGUGUCGCUGUGGGUUUGAUACCCUGACCCUGUUUAGGUCUAAAGAAACUUUAAAUACAUAUCCUGUUUACGACAACACCCUCAAUUUGUUUACCCUAUUCAGGACAAAGGAUGCACGCCGUCUUGUUUCAAAGUCAUUUAUUGACAAUUGCAACAGAGCAAAUUCACGUUAUAGUCAUCGCUUUGGUAUACGAAAGUCAUUCAGGAAAUCAAAUCGAUCGUGCAGAAAUACCCUCAAGAACAGACUCACACGAAAUUAUAUGCCCUGUGUAGGACAGAGCGAAAUUAUAUACCCUGUUUAUGACAGAGCUGAGAGGUCAAAAAUCAUACCUUGUUCAGCGGCACAUCCUUUAUAGGCCAAAUAAGGAAGUAUCCCCUUGGGCUUGUUGACUGAUUCACAAGAAGCAGGUCACGUUCCUUAUGUUUACGAAGAGAUCUCUUUUUUAUCUUUUCUUCUGUUUUCGAAGAUAUCUGUUUUUUCGUUCAAGGUAGCUUACGAGCAAGCUCUCUAUUUGGGGCAGUCGCGAGAAGUCACACGAGAGCAGAACGCGAAACUGAUGACGCGAGUACGUGGGGCGGCUGGCUCGCUUCGUUCGCCUUAAAUGGAGAGCUUGCUAGCAGGCUAUAUGAUCAAGGGAUCAUAUUCACCAGUUUUCUAAAAUAAAAGAUGAUGAAAGAAUGAAAGAUGGUAAAUUUUGCUGAUUGCUGAUCCUUGUAUGCAUGACGCUUGUCAAACAUGAACCUAGUAACUAUAUGGCCCCGCUGUCCAUGAGUUCUCCGUAGCUCAAGUGGAUAGAGCGCCCGCCCGGUGUUCGGGAGGUCAUAGGUUCGAAUCAGGGGCUCCUGGUUCGAAUUCUGUCGGAAACUCAGACUUUUUUUCUUUGUCUCAUGCUCGUGACAUGCUGAUUAAUUCAUUUUUCACAUAAAAGAUGAUAUUUUAGGUCUAUAUAUUGUUGAGUUCCUGUCAGUGGUUUUGAAUCUGACUUGACUUUCAUGGCUCAAUUCCCUGGGAGGUAACCCUGGGAAUUCUUGUGGGAGCUUGCCGCAAGGUUAUAGGCCUAUAUAGGACUCGUUAAGACUUUUGUUCUUGGGCCAUCGUAGCUUGAUAAGAAAUAGAACACAAAGAGCGAUGAUAAACAUAUUCAACUUACCCAUUCUUAUAAACUUGACGUUCCGUAUGAGUUGAGUCAACAUACGAGACGUCAAGUUUAUAAAAAUGAGUAAGUUGAAUGUGUUUAUCACCAUUGUCUGUGUUCUGUUUCUUACCUGACCAAUAUUUGGGUAUAGGUGAGCUGCUGAGGACUUGAAACCCUGACCCUGCUUUGGACAAAAGAAUCCAAAUAGAUAUACCCUGUUUGUGAGAGACUCGCCAAAAAAAAGCCUUAGCCUGUCGCCCCCAAUUGUCAAGUGAAUUUCAACUAUCUUCUUGUUACACUUCUUUGAAUACUCAGUUUAAAGCCUCAAAGGAUGUUGGCAACAUCAAUACCGGUAUGCUGUAGCAAACCUUUUAAGUUCUAAAGUGUUGACAUUGUUUCUUGUAUCUUAGUUAUCUGAUGCCGUGGAGUCCCUGAAGACACAUAAGCAAGAGGAUCAUGAAGGUAAUUUAACCCGUGGGAGUCUGGCUUGGGGAAUGUUACUUUGAAGUAACCCCAAGUGGCCGUAAUUUUUCCAAAGUCCCUGUGAUAACUGUGCAUAAACGUAUUUAAUUUGCUGUGUGUACAUUCAAGGUCGAGGUUUUAUUAGUUUUUAGAGCCGUUCUAUAGAACUAUUAGUCAACGAAACCAAAAGGACUGGGUCUUUAUGGGCUCAUAUUACAUUCCCUCUUCCGCACAACAGCCACCAAGGAAGCCUUAUUCAAUAAUACCAUAAUACUGUUUGUUUCCAUCCGAAAUUUUUCAUGUAUCAAGAUCGGGAUACAUUUGAUUUUAGUCAAGGUCAUGUGACCAAGAAUCAACCAAUGGCAGUCCCUGUUUAGUUGUGUGAAAGUCUAAGAGGGAUGUAACAAUAUGAUUUAUGAAUUGACAAAAGGCAAAUUUCCUGGAGAACAUCGCGUGGUCUGAAUUGUGAAAACAAAACGUAAAAUUUAUAAAGGUCUGUCAGUUGAUUUUAAAUUAUUAAUAAUUGUUACCUAUUGUUUUUUCUUUUGAAGGUGUGAAGGCUCUUUCAGAGUUUCACACUCAUUUUGUCGACUCACUUCAAUCAAUAACUCGCAAGUGUGUGGCCAAGAGAGACACGCUCAUGAAAAAGCUGCUUGAGGCUAAGGACGCUGGGAUAAACAAAACUACUGCUUCGACGACAGACAACACGUCUUCAAAUUCACCUAAACACGGACAAAGUGGAGUGUCGUAAACGAAAACCCAUGUAAUAACUCUGGCCAAUCACAACACGAGCUCACAAUCAAGUGAACCAAUCAUACUUGGAGGCAUGUAGCCGACCUCAAGCGCGGGUCAACUCGUGUCAGCAGAUUUGAUGUUUCUUUUGAUUGGCUGAGAAACUCGCGCGAGUUUUGUUCAGCCAAUCACAACGCAGAAGCAAUGUAAUUACGAACAACAGGCUGAUUUAGAAAACGCGAUACGGCAGCUACUUCCAACAGAAAGCUUGUCCUUAUAGUGUUGCGUUUCUAUUUAGAUUCACGACUAGAAUGCUCUCUCCUCCUCAAGAACCUUAAGCUGUAGCACGAUAGGUUUCACAGGACGCAUUUUGACUUUCCAGAUCAUCUUUUCACUUGGUCCCGGGUUAAAAAGGCCCUUUUUGAGCAUUUGGUAAACUUUUGUUAAGAAAUGGUUAACGCGCAGCGUACAACCAUCGAGGUAUGGAAGCACGUGGAAGGUUUGCGAAGUUUUGCUCGAGGCAACAGGAGCUACCGAAAAGGAGCAGAAAAAAAACCGAAGGGGGAGGUUAUAGGCGCUCUCUGUUGUAGGUAAAAUCUGGUUAAACCAGAAUUUCGUUUGUCUUCUAUGGUAAUGAUGUUAUUAGGGCAGGGAAAAAAAAAAUUUCGAAUCAAACUAGGUUGAAUACUGAAUUAAAGUGAAAACGAAUUUUACCUACAACAUCCCCUUUUUUCCAUCUCUUUUGAUCCCUUUUCACUCCGCUAUCGAUCUCGCCCC